Xyrichtys novacula (pearly razorfish) is the source of this 48535-nucleotide messenger RNA. The record is from the annotation of a GenBank genome assembly. NCBI's taxonomy places the organism in Eukaryota, Metazoa, Chordata, Actinopteri, Labriformes, Labridae.
UGAACACAGAGCAGGACUAUGCAGCAGCCUACCUGCUCUUACGCUCCUCGUGCCUGUCAGUCACCGCGCCACCGUCCAAUCGCAGCGCACGUGAGCCUGUGACUCCUCCCCAGUGUAUAAUUGAAGUUUCUUUAGUUUCUCCGGCGGAGCCUGCACGCAGUAUUGUCCAAACCGUGGAGGGAUUAAAUACACAACCGCGGGACCAUGUUUUCCAGGAGCCUGAACGUGUGCGUGAGCCUGUGUUUGUGGAUUAUCGCGUUAACGAGCCCGGGGAGUGUGUCCGCGAGGAAGCAGGACGACUCUUUCUUCACUGCCAGUAUUUACCGAGCAAGAUGCGCCUCGAGAUGCCUCAGUCUGCACAUCACUCGCAUCUCUGCUUUCUUCAAGCACUCUCAGGUAGGGAGAGCAUGUGGUCCCACAAUCAGAAACUUCUGGAAAUGUGUUGAAAAUGAGCAUUAAACGCAGUGUUCAAACGGUAUUUAAUGAUUAAACAUGUGCCAGUCGAUUCUUCCCACAUAAGACAAACCUGUUUCUCCAUUGUGAGGAGACAGGAGCAGGUCACUAGUGGUGCUGAAGUACUUUUCACUUGUGCUUCCUGGCUGGAAUAAUCACUGACACGGACGGUGGACCUUUUUGAAAGAGCACUUUGCCUCAAAAAAAGGACCAGUUGCAGAUAUAAGCGCCUAUAUGAUGGUUUGAGUUGCUUGCAAAGUUGUCUCAUACAGUCUUCUUGCCUGCAUGUGUAAUUUCACCAACACUUAUGUGACAGAAAGAUGAUGGAUAAAAUUCAGACUUUCCAUUCAUUAGUUGUCAUACUAAGAAAUAAGAAUGCAUUUCUCAUAGAAGUGGUUACAAACAGUGUUAAUUUUCAUCUGCCUGUUUAUUUUUGAAUGCAUCUGAUAAAUACAUAAUAGGGAAUGCACAGCAGAGACUCCAAGAACAUGCUGCAUUCAGCAGACUUUGCCCUAAGCUGACUAUAAAUUAGCCAUAUCCUUCUUUUGAUUUGGUAUGUGGUGUCAGAAGUUGUUUUUCACCCUCCACUGGACACCCUGUUCCCCUCCCAGGACUCCAGAAUAAAAAGGGUCUGGUCACUGAUCCUUCUCCCCUCUACUCCUUUUCACCAGCUAUCUAUCUGGUGACCGCCUUUAGACUCACUUCAUUUGCAUUUGCAAGGCUUGUCCUCUCCCGAAGGUGCAUUAAUGAAUCCCUAAUUGUUCAGAGACACUGUGGGGCAAGUUAAAAUUGUAAUUGGGUAUAAUUAAUCAGCAGAAGGCAUUCCUUGUUUGCUCGUCACCAAUUAACUUACUUUGAAAGCACUUAUUGAUCUGAUGCAGCAGCUCUAAAUGCACCUUCUGUGGUUAAUUCAGGGUAUUCGCCAAGAGAACAAGAGCUUAGAAAGAUGCCUCUAACUACAUUAAACAGACUGAUAAUAGCAGCAGAACUGUGCAUCCAGGGGACACAGAUUGAAAACAGUGUUUCUUAAUACACAACUUGGCGAGCAGAGCGGGGGGCUUUGUUCAAGAGAUUCCAGCGGUAUAAUGCAGCCCUGGGUUGCAAACUUUGGGAAUUAAAUUAGUCACAAGCUGACUGUGGAGUCAAAUAAAUGAUGGAGGUCUCACCUCUAAUAUACUGCUGAUAGUCAAUAUAAUUGAGUGCAGAGCCUUGGAGUCUGGGGCAGCCUUUCACUCAGUGAGGGGAGGUAUUUGUCUGAAGAGAAAAGCAUUUUUGUGGUUUGUGAUAAGCAAAGAUUGCUCAAGCAAGUGUGCACGUCUAAGAAUAGAAGGCAAUUGUUGAUAAUCUGCAAGGACUGUCUUAUGCGCAGUCCUUUCAUGUGAAAAUGGGGGGUCUGGUCAGCUGCAAAAACAUAUGGCCCCCAUCCUCCCCCCUCCUCCCUGCCCUCUACCCCCUGGCCCUGCCAAUAAAUGCCAGCAUCACACCUCAUAGGCAUGCAGUGGAUACACACAGGGCUACCGAUCCUGUGCUCAGCAGAGGUCACCUUCCUGCUAAAUGCUGGCUCCCAAUUGUGCUAAAUGUGAUAAGCUCUAAUGUGCUGUUGCCACAACACUGGAGCAUGCUCACUCAGCACAACCUACAGGUGGAUCUGUUUCCUCUGCCAGAUCUUAUUACAGCCUCUCGCUCCACUCCAAUGAUUGAGACGACAGACCUCUUAAUUCAACUCCAACAUCCUUCAGGGGUCAUUUAAUACUUGAUAGGAAAAACCAAGACUUAAAUAACUUUCAAUUUCAGCAAGUGGGAGCUGCCUUGGCUCGGACUUUUAUCUCAACAGGUUUUUAAUAUUUUAUCGUGUCUUCUCAAUAUCUCGCAAUCUAGAUGGACCAUUACUUAUUUUGGUUAUGGCACUACAGACACUUGUCCUCUUAAUUCUUUCUACAGCUGGAAUUAAAGACCCUGUUUUUCAUAUCAGCGCUAAUAUGAUCAUGGUGUGAACACUGGAAUGAUACCGGAUGAAUUUAGCGCUUGCAGAUGUUGUGAACACCCACGCGGCGUUUCUUUUAUAAUGUGGCUGAACACAAGAGGACAAUCAGAGGCUUUGUUUUAAUUGACACAAUUUUGAAUAUGUGUGAAAUGAAAACAAGCAUGGAGUCGCAGAGUCGUGAAACCCACGGGUAGUGCGUUGGUUUGUCAGAUUUAUUACAACCGUGGAUUUACUGUCGCAAUAGUAUUUCCAAACACAGAUUUAUUGACAUUUUACUCCACAUUUGGGGAACUUGUCACCCCGCUAUGAUAGACAGAAGGCAACACCCAGCUGUAAAUAUUAGCCUCGGACACUCUAAAAUAUUAAGAGCGAGCUGGGAGCCCUGUGCAAUCAUCUAGUCUGAAAGCAUCAGCCUUGUAGUGGAUUAUUUAUGUGGGGACGUGUGAAGCCAAAAACAAGGUGUGUCCAUGAGGUCUUGUUAUUACAGUCAAAGCAAUAAAAGUCCAACAUUUUUAAAUCCACUCAUUCAUUUCUAAUGUGCUGUGCAGCAACGUCUAAGCAUCCUAACUGAGAGAUUUGUGCUCUGAGCGAGGGGAAGAAAAAACAUUGGAAAGUAGUUUUUCCGUGUCCCCCUUGUUUUCGCCUUUGAUAUUGAAUAACCUGCGGUGGAAUCAAACCGCAGCCAGAGCUCGUCUCAUGUGUGGAGUUUUUCAUUAGUGAAGACAGCGGAUGAAUAGGGGUCUAUGUAGCUUGGCCUCACCUCCCUGUAAAUGCUUUUAAACCAUGACAGUCCUGUCUGUAAAAUCACAGCCCUCCACUGCUGCUACACCCUUUUAGCUACCUCACUUGACAAAUAGCCUUCAUUCCUAAGUGGGGACAACUUUACACCGACGUUGUUUGAGAUCUCUGGAACACCCUGUUAUGUUCACAUUGGAUAUGCGCUGAGCACAUUAGCUCACUUUCAGAGCGCCUGUCGAAUAAUUCAUAAAAAGUGAAUUAUUAAUGAGCAGGAUGACCACACAGUCGCACCCACUCAAGUCAAAGCCUAAAUCUUGAGGCCCUUUAUUUAAGCGCUGCAUGUGUGCCCUUUAAGGAUCAGUUAUUUUGGUGUAGCCUGAGGACCUCUUAGCUGUUAGAGGACACACAGAGACACCCGUCUGUCCUUUGAAGUCCUGUAUCCUGUUAACUUGACCACAAACGUACAAGGUCUCAAAGAGCAGCAGUAGUUGAAUGCUGUAAAACGUGUAGGAAAGCCUGAAUAAGGUGGAAAAAAAAACCGGCUUACUUGUGUAAACUGAGAUACAUUUAAUCCAAAUCAGAGCCUCACAGGAAACAAAAGAUUUCCAGUUUCAAAAGGUGGAAUGCUAUCCUUGGAGAUAAAAGGGGUUUUGUCCGUGUUCCUCUCAGUUGUCUAGACAAUACAACACGCCCCCGGCCACCUGCUCUGCCUUCUCAGCUGACAACACCCAUAAUGUAUCUGUGUGAUAAACCCUCCUGUUUACACGACUCCACCAGUGACACCAACAAAAGCAGCGUGUUCACCUCAUCCGCACACUCGAACGCCGCUGUCUGGUCCCGUCUUCCUCGACCCUGGUCACACAGGAAGAUAUCUGGAAAGUGUUCAUUCAGCCGAGUCCUUGACAGUCCUCAGCACUGCAUAAUGUUCAGCCUGCAGAGGAAUGUCAUGGUGAGUCAGAGGGAUGAAGUCCUGACCUAUAAUUAUUCCCCCGUUGGUCCCUGACAUGGUGGGGUCAGGCCUGGACAGCUGGGGCAACAUCCUGCUGAGCGUCUCUGCUGCGCGGAUGCUGUCACAUAGCAAAAUUAGCUCCUCUGUGGAUCCGGCCCUGUCGCUGAUGAUGGAUGGGCGAAGAAAGGUGUCAAAAAAACAGGAUUGAUGAUUUAGGACACGGUCUAGAGUUAUGACAAUCUAUAUAAAUUACCCCGAGGAGAUGGCUGCCAGUGUAAAUGUCAAGGUUUUUAUUUACAGUGUGUCAACAACAUAGGCUUUGGCUUGGUCUGAUAUUUUUUUAGAAGUCAUUAAGCGUACACCAGACUGAUUUUAAUCAUUUGAUACAGUACAAAAUGAUUUACUCAUGAGGGUAGAAUCAUAUUUUAAUCAAAGUUUGGCCAAACAUAAAGAAGGUUUCCAUUACACAGAAAAGGUCAGAAAACUUGCUGAUGCUCAUUCAACUCCUCAGCCAAGUCAGCACUCAUUCCCACUUUCAUUUGGUACCAAAUGAAACAACUAUUAGUCUCCUUGACGCCCACUCUGAUGUAUUUUUCAUCCUUAUCUGUAGUUUUUUGUUGAGGUGAUUCUCUUAAGACAUAACCAAACAAUCAUGGAUUCCUUUGAAGCCAUUCGACCAUUAUCCUUGACACUAAAAGCAAAGCACUCACUGGUACUGGAUGUUAAAUUAAACCCUUUAAUGAUAAGUUCUCUCCCAAGGUCUCAUGGGAAAUUUCUUCUGGAUUACAUGGUGGGAAAAGGCUUUGAACUUGACAUUGAACUUAAGCAGACUUUUUGCCUUCAGACCCCUAAAGUUUGGCUGUAUCCCAUGUUUCAUUGCUUUCAUUAGGAAGCGCUGGAACAUCCAAAGUGAGGCUCAGAGUCAGGUCAUUGACGAGAAUGAGUCCAUUAAUGAAACUGUUGAACUUCUUACUUGGAAUGAUUUAUCCAGAUGUGUUGAAGGAGGUGGUGGCAAAGGGACAGAAGGGCCUAGAGCUGCUGUAAUGUUUGUAUAAUGAAAAUGAAACCUACUACCUUUAUUAAUGCGUCAGAUGUAGAGGUAGAUCCAUCCACUGAAGUAAUCGCUGCUGUAUUCUGCUAAAUAUAUCCUUAUUCUUUUGGUUUAUGGGCCCACUAAUGAGCUUUUUGGGUUCCCUCACUCUCAAGACUCGUGUUUCUGUUUCUAGGCAGUUUCAACCUUUCAAAAAUGAGGAAGAAACAAUCUGAGAUGUUCUUCAAAAGGUAAUGGUUUAGACAAAAAGGAGCUGGAAGUAAAAUCUGCACCUUCAUUUGUCAAGUGACCAGAAACCUGACUGAUAGACUACAAAUUCAUGCUAUUGCCCAUAUGGCUAAGGUGUUUCCCAGCUCAGAGUUUGUUACCCCGUCUAAAGGUGUCCAUAAAUUGUGUUUUUGCAGGUUUAAACCACUGACCUAAAGGUCCCUUUUUGGUAUGCACAUCACAUUAGGAGAUGUAGCCCCUUUAAUGUUCAUCAACUGGUCAUUUAUGCUAAAGCACUCCCUUACAAUUGCCUUCCAAGCACAAUUAUGUUUGCAGAAGACGACAGCAUAAUUCCUCGCCCUAUUAGAAUUCAGGAAAUGACCACUUGCACAAGCCAUUUACCCCACUGGUCCUUCGCUCGACAGCUCUCCAUAUUUACACACAGAGGCUUUGGAAAUACACAGCACUAUUGGGACCAAAUGUUUGCCUCCUCAAAUCACAGAAGGUGGCACUUCCCCAGCAAUUAGAGGAAAUUGGCAGUAUCUGCAGUCUGCACAGGAGUGCUGACAUCAGUUCCCGCCUUAGUGACCUUGGGGACUUAUGUUGAAAGAUCAAACAAGUUGUCAGAAAAAAGCUGAGGUCACCAUGCUCAGCUGAAACUGACCAGAGGUUUGCCCUGGCCCCCGCUGCGGUGACCCCACUUUCCUGCUUGGGUUACAUGCACUCAGCACGCCAAGCUGGCUCGAAUUCUCCCUGUGAAAUGUGUGGACUGUUGGGUGCAAUUUCUCCUCAAAAAGGCCAUUGCUCAAGAGAAAUGUGGAAACUGAUUGGCGUUGAUGUAUUUUUAAACAACAUCUCUGAUCACUGAUGAUGUUUUCCUGUUUUUAUUUUUACAGAAUAAUGGAUCCUUGGUGUGGUGCCAGAAUCACAAGCAGUGCUCCAAGGUAAUGUGGUUUCACCUCUAUCACGAAUGAGACGCACGCUACAUACAUGCCUCAUUAUCAGCGGAUAAUCUACCAUAAAGUGCACGAGUCACGACAGGACUAGUUUUAUCAUGCCCGCAGGAAUCUCUCCUGAAUCAGUUGACAUAGACUAACCAAGAAAAACCCCGUUCUUUUCAUCUUCUUCAUAAUAGAUUGCUUUUGCUUUCACUGAUACUCAUUUGUAAACGGGAUAUAAUUAAAUGCAAUUUGAAGAGGUUGAAAGCCUGUUGAUUUACGAAAGCAAAACAUGAUUGUUUUCCUACUCUUGUCAUUUGGAAUUUCGCUCGGAUGUUUCUUGGUACGUCUCCCUUAGGGCUUGUUUGUGUUUCUCGAGCUCUGUCCCAACGAAAGGUUGAUACAAAGCUGGUGUCGACAGCUGCCCUGAAAAGACGGCGCUGACAUAGUCUAUCUGACCCUGCUGGAGCUGUUGACAAGACCCUCGGAGAUGUGCUGUAAAGACUGUAGACAGAGAGGAGCUCAAAUAAGAAGGAUGAUACGAUGGAAGAGCCAGGUCUGAGCAGAAAUGUGAACAAUGCUCCCUGUAGCUGUCAGAAGCUCUCAUUUCCUCAGAUACAGACCGUGAAACCAGGACUCAAUCCUUUUAGCCCUUUAGGGCUCAAAAUAGGACACAGACAAAACAAAUUCAUCACCAAAAAUCCCUCAAUGUCCAGGUUAGACAAAUUAGAAGUAGUCCCUGUAUGUAUUUAUAGCUUUCCUCUUAGAAAUGAACAGACUUUGGUUUUCUUGUUGACAAAUUGGGCCAAUCACAGAAUUGCAAUGAUUAAUUAGAAAUUCAGGAAAGAGCGGUGAAAUUUCUUCCUCGUGCUUAUUUAACACGGCCUCACGUUUGUGUGUACAAAUUAAUCACAAUCAGUGUCUUGUAUCAACUGCUUCAGCAAAAUAACCCGUGUUUGAUUUCCAAACUCCUUCUUUGAAUUUCAAAUUGUUUCCUUGACAAUUUGCAUUUGCCCGGGAUACAGCAGAGCUAUUGUGCUUUGUGCUUUCCAUUACAUCUGCAAAUGUAUAGCUUAUUUCCUGUCUCAGCAUGGCAGUUAUUCAAAACAUGUUGAUCUGUUGCAGCGCUGAGUCGAUCUUGAACCUUUUGACCAACCUCAACGGUUGAUUUAAAGUCUUCUCAGUGACUUCCAAGUGGUUAUUGAAGCAUCUGAAGGCGAAACAUGAUUAAUUUCAGCUUGUCUACAUGUCACAAAAACAAAAAAAUGGAUAGGAAAUAUGUCAUCUUUGUGCUUAUAAAUCUUGGGUGUCAAGUUUAAAGUGCAUUGGAGGCACUAAAUAAGGCAAACCCCCUUUGUUCCCCCCCAUAAUGCUCUCAAACUUGUUCUCUCCUUUCCACUGUGAUGGCCAACACUGCCUUUUGGCACCCGUCGCCCUCCGGUCUUUCAGCAGAGUUUUAUGUUUUGAAAAAGGAUUUUGCUGGCUGUGAGUCUGAACCCAGCACACUGUUCCCAUAAUCAACCAGCUGAAACCCUUCAAAAGUCCAAAAACUCUGUAAUGGACUUCUUGUUCUCCCCGCUAUAACAAGCAUGUCACUUAGCACUUCUUUAUCCUGCUUGUAAGCUGUAAAUAAAUGAGGCAGGAUUUGAUGUAAGCCCUUAAAAAUAAUGAUAUGUUUGUGUUGCUGCUGUGUAACCACGGUGCUCUGCCAAUCUGCCAUUUCAAAUACAUUCAAGAGUGCUUUGAAUUUAAUUAACUUAAUUGUAUCCUAGGUUUUGGUUUAGCCAUUCAGGGCUCCGGUUAGGGCACAGAGCUGAGGUCUAAUUUGCAGCCAGAAGUCAAUAUUUUGGUUGCAAACAUCCGCACACUUCACAUCUCCAUGAAUGCCUCUAGUGCACACUUGAGACCUGUUUGCAGAGUGUCAAAACACAGGGCUAUUGUGGCCACUCUUAACAAUUGUUCCAAAUGGGCCCAUGCUGUACAGUGGCUCCUGUGAAUAGCUCUACAACCGCUGAUUAGCCUCUUCACUUCAUCAACAGCUCACACGCAAACAGAGAGACAAAGGCGGUGGCUCCUGGGGAGUGCGUAGGGGCAGAAGGCCUGUCCACCCAGAGCUCAGUUAAAGAGCCCCCGCCUGUGAGGGGAAAAUGGGAAGACGGGCUGCCUAUUAAUUUAGACAAAGAUGCUCUGACCUCGUCCAUCUGUCUGCAUUUUAGGAAAUCAAAGCCUCCUGUUGCCAUUUGCAAUGAGAAAGUCAUCCCGGUCAUUGCGUUUGCAAUGACCAGAGUCAGCCCAGCUUUCAGUGUCCCCAUUGUGAUGGUAAUUAACCUGCUUGCCCUCUCUCCAGAGCAGAGCGAGGUGGCAUUUGGAGAGCCAGGGAGUCAUUAUAAUGCCAUAACAGUGGACCAGCAGACAUUCAGCUGGGGGACGCUGGGGGAACAGACAACAGCAGCAUUUCUAUGAGCUAUUGUCAUUUCGCCUCCCUACUGUUAGAGCCCGAGAAGUUUGGAUGUGUUCCCUGAAAGUUUUCUAAACUCCAGGGUGUUCUUCUUUUUCUGCCGCGGCAGAGAAAAUAGAUUUUGUGCGUGCGCAUGAGAGAGAGUGCAGCAGAGCCAGCCAAGGAGCUUUCCACAUUGAGAGCAGGGCUGAUAUUAGCAAUGGGUUUGCUUUUCCCCAUGGGUGUGAUCCAGGCUCCAAAUCAAAUGCUAGGAUUGACUUAAAGGCAGCUAAAUGUCGGCCUGCAACAAGGCAGUGUGCUUCAUUACUCAAACUUCUCUCAGGGAGGGUAGAGAAGAAAGGACAUGUGCAUUAUGCCUGAAUAAGUUAGCCUGUGGUGAGUCAUUGGAUUGUGGCCAUCACAUAUAAAUCUUGGGGAAGAGAGUGUCACAUUUUCUUAAAAACACACUGAAUAUUCUGCACAUUUUUAAAAAGCUGUCUACUUUGGCCUCCACGGGGACUGAUUACUCUAUGAACUAGAUUGAGAGGCAAUUACUGAGCCGGAGAGUCAUAAAACUCAGUCUGUAAUGUAACAUCUUCUUGCUGGGACGUGUUGACUUGGCCUUCCAUUUCUCUUAAGCAGCAUUUCAGAGCAUCCAGGGGGGAAAACAUUGCCUGGUUGCCAUUUGACGCCAAUAAGUCGUGCGUGUCUUUCAUACUCACUCUACUCAUCCCAGGUGGCUGUUUUUUUUUCACCAAUCACACUCCGAGUUGACACCAGCUGGUGAAAAAAUAGCUGGAUUACAUGCGUCUUCGUCUUCACAUGUUGGAGGCUUUGGAGCUGAAUGAAUAAUCUCUGGAAUGCUACCAUGUCUCAUUCAAAAGUGUCUUUCAAAGCCCAUCCUACCAACCCCCACAUUUUCUCACGCCAAAAUAAAAUAGCCCCAACUUCCCAUCGCUUGAUCUUUUUUUCAGGGUCAGCUGAACCUUAAACAUUUAAUAAGGAGCCCAGCCUCAUUUUUGAGAGAAUAGAAGCACAUACUUUGAACAAACCACUUUCUCCUGGAGCUUUGCGAGUGUGUCAAUGCAGUUUACAAGUCUUUUGUGUGGUCAUCGGUUCUUUGGCGGUGGGUAGUAUAUUACGGCGAGCUCUGAAAAGACGUGAUAAAGUGGGUGCUGGAUGGUAGUUUUUAUGGCUGGGAUUGUUAGGCGCUUAGACGGACUUCAAAGCACCUUUUGGUCAUGUUGGGGCCAGACGUUGGUCUUGCCUCCCGUGUGUCAGCCACAUUACCAGCCCCAACACCUCAAAGCAAAACCAGACUGGAAAUCAAUCCAUCAAGUGGGCAGCGUGUCUGGGUCGAAUAUAAAAUCCAAGAAACAGUCCUUCCUUUUGUGCUUGAUUGAUUUUCUAAUUUCAUACAUUCACUGAAGAACUCUUAAGGUGGUGGGGAUCAUGUGAAGAGACAUCUCGGUAGUUUCUUUCUUCUUCUUUGAGGCGGUGUGUGUGGGUGGCGGAGGAGUGUGAAGCAGGGGCUGGUCAGUCCCAGCAGGAAGGACCUGAUCUGGACAUGGUUGUUAAGUUUCAUUGGCUAAAGGGGGGGUCGCUUCAUUGGCUGCUAUCUGUAGAGCUCAUUAUUCACAUGGUGGGUGGCAGAGAAUGAAAACCCCCCACAGCAGAAAAAGCAAAGACACGGCCACAGAAAGAGAGAAAGAGGAGAGUGUGGUGGUGCAGUUCAGACUUCCCCGGCAGUGAAAGUUCACAUCUGUCUAAAGCUGCUCUGUUCAGUUUGUGAGUGAUGAGCACUCCAGGAAAUCCUCCACGAAAAGAAAAACCCUCACCGCCUCAUACAGACGUGUGUUAUUAUCGAUCCCUCGGUGCAUGAGGGUCUUUUAUUUUGUAGACAUUUGUUUUUGUAGAUCGCAGCCUUUCGCAGAUCGCCUGAUUUCACAUGUUCGAGCUGUCAGAAGGGAUUUGAUUCUCUUGAAGGAUUAAUGUAAUCAAAGCUGCUGUGAAAUCCUCUUUUAGCAAUAAUGACCAGUCACACUGAGACAAUCUGCUGUCAUCCAAGUGUUUAUUCCCGCUCUCAGGAUGCUCUGGCUGCGUGUCGUGGGUUACAGUGGGCUCUUCGUGUUUCUUUUGCGUACUUGUUGAGAGGUGCUAAAGCGGAAAAGGAUUCCGCAGCUCCGCUCAAGUUGAAAUGUGGCAACUGGAGCCACCGUGCCGAGAGUCACAUAGACGGCAGAAAGAUUAGGAUGUAAGAAUCUUAAAGCUGAUGUACUUAGUUGAUGUGGGCUUAUCAAUUUAUUCCGGCUUCAGUCAAAGCUGCUGCGCCCUGCAGAUAAAUCCCACAGAUUGUGUGUGACAGUUUCAGGAUGUUUGACAACCAGAAUGUGUGUCAAAGCCUCAGUGAUAGACAGCUUGUUUAACCUUUGACGCUGAGAUGUAUUCUCCUGCAGAGUAAUUUGUACUUUGGAUUUCGAGACUGCACAUGUAUCCCGGAUGAAAAGAGCCGCCGUCUUCUGGCUCUUCUGUUUGUUUUCUGACAAACCCCAAAAGUCUUCCUCACCCAGCCUGCCCAGAUUUGCCCUCUCUUUGUGAAGGCUUUGUUCUCCGCUUUUGAAAUCCUUACAAAAGAGAAAUCAAUCAUCACUUUAAGAAGAUAGAGCAAGUUAUGACGCAGUUAUAGCGCUGCACACUGUUUCUCAGUGUGUGUAUGAGUGUGUGUGUGUGCCACAAGCCAGAACUACAGAUAAGAACCGCUGGGGUAAAGGAGCUGUUAGUGGAUGCUGGAGAGGCCAAGUAGGAUUAGCGAAUUUCAAGUGUUUCACAGACUCAAAUAAACAAGUGGAGAUAGUGCUGGAAUGUGACUGCAGCGUGGGAUUAAGGCGGCUUUACUCCCCUUGGACGACGUGUCAUGUUUUACAUGUCGCUGGCCUACAUUGACGCACAAUCUGCAGGUCUCAAUUCAUUAGGGAUGAUGGUGAUUGAGGUUGAGACGGCUUGUGUGGUCAGUGAAAGGAUGAGCCAGUGGGGACGAAGUUUAUUUGAUCUUGUUUUGCAUCUGAAAUGUCUGGUGUGGUCCAGACAGAAAGCUUUUAAAAAAUGUGCAGGGAAAAUUAAAGUUCGUUAUCGCUGCUGUAAAUCAACACAAUGGACAGUUUUGGAGCCAAAGUAUGUAUUUGUUUUCCUUGUAUUUACUGUAAUGUGGUGGUGGAACGACUUCACCCCUAUUGUUCCUCUUCUGUGUGUUACUCAUUGCGUAGAUUUCCCACCUUGCAUUCACUAGUGUGAGUGAAUAUGUGUGAAUAGGACUGGUUGUUUCUGAUGGUAGAGCAUUCAGCUAUCAGUAUGAGAAUUUAAGUGUAAAUGUCACUCUGAAUGUGAGAUGUUGUGACAAAGCUUCAUAAAGUGCUUUAAUAAUAAUAAUAAAUGUGGUCCAUUUAUCAUUUGGCACAAGACAGAGCAUUAGUUUAAUUAUCGCACUAAGCCAGACUCCAGGCGACUGCUUCAUGCGUGCCAAAACAAGCAAAAAAGUUCUUGAUCAGAUCGGCAUGUUGGGGUGUUUGUGGGAUAAGCUGAAGUUUAUCUGCUUUAUUUUAUGUUUUGUGAAAGAUUAAUGGAACUGAUUUUUGGAGUAUUUUUGUGGAACAAAGGAAGCGUACUGGUGAGAAGAUGGACAAACUGUAAAGAAAGAGAUUGCUGAAAUUACAGCAUUGGUUAAAACAUGUCUAAAACUUGUUAACUCAUCAUCAGUGUCUGUUUUUGAAGUUUUAAUGUGGGCCUUUUUAUGGCUAUAUGAAGACACAGCACUGUGGAUAGAGUUGAAGGACCUGUGGCAAGCUGUUAUCAAACCUGGGCUGCCCUCUUUACUACACUUUGUAUGCAGCUGCUGAAACAAACCGAUGCUAACACACUUUUAAAACCUUUUGCCAUCUAAAAAGGGAACUGCAUCUUUGCACUACUUAAAAAUGGCACUCAGAGAAACAAGGCACGAUGGAAAUGUAGCAGGAAGGACCAGGCUAGUCGGCAGAACCAAGACUUGCUGCAUUUUCAGACAAUUCGUUGUGGAAAGAAGCGGGAUUGCAACCUUAACAUGGUAAAAACUAGGGGUGGGAAUCACAAGUGGCCCCAUGAUACAAUGUUAUCACGAUACUUGGGCCACGAUAUGAUAUUAUUAUGAUACUUGGGCCAUGAUACAAUAUAUCGCGAUUCAUACAAUUUUUUCCAACCGUCUAGCUAAUUUAGCAUUUGUCUUUCCUUAAUGUUUGUCUCAUUAACACAGUAUUUUAUUUUCAGGUAGCACAUCUUGCUAACCAUAUGUGUCAGGUCUAUCCCAUUUGUGCCCUGCUUGCAUUCCCAAUGUCUUUCCCCAGGUGCUGCUAUAUUUGUCGCACUGACUUUCUCCUGCUCUAUAAUGUCUCCUCUGCCAACCUCACUGGACAAACAGUUGAUUUUAUUUUUCCAUUAUCAUAGAUUGAAUUCAUAUUAGCAAUUAAUUUGAAAAAUCGGUACUUGGGAAAUGAGACGAUACAAUAUAUCACCAGACAAAAUAUCGCGAUACUAUGCUCUAUUGAUAACCCUGUAAAAACAAGAAAGAGCUUCACAUCUGCACAGUAAAUGCAUGUUGUGGACUUUUCUGGAUGCGAUGGAAACUGUUUCACAAGAGGACAGUUUAAACAUUUUUUUCCCUCUGAGAGACAGUCUCACGGACUGCUGCAGCUUAUAGACUGGAUUUCGUGGUGGUUAAGUUUUAUUGAAAAGUCAGUCGCCACAGACAGUUGAAACAAAUGAGUUUUUGGGUUAGGGGAAUGUUCUUAUUAUUCAAUUUCUGUGCAUCUUUCAUUGUGGGUGUUUUCACAGUGGUGGAGUAAAUACAGUAAAUCAUGUUUGGGGCUGAUCUGAUGUCGUUCUUCUCAGAGAGCAGCACAGAGGGUUUGGCUUUCCCAUGCCACGUCAAAGCCGGCCUCUUUAUCAUUAAUCUGACCCCACAUGAUGGAUACAUCCUGUUGAGUCUAAUUGUCAUGAAAUGUAAACUGAGCCCAGAGGUAGGUGAUAACUGCGGCUCCAGUUACAGCCACUGUAAUUUUGACUCUUGAACAACAUGAGAUGCCAGAAGGACCUGUAAGAGAAGGAGGAGGGUAGGGGGUGUCUGGGUGAAACUUCAGAGUCAUUAACUAUUAAGUGAACUCUGAUUGCAUUCCACAGCAGACAAAGCACAAUUCUGGCUAAGCUGUGUGGGCUUUUUUGCUCAUAAAUAAAGCAGGCACCUCUGAUUGUGGGCUAAAUGUAUAAUUCAUGCACUGCCCCUCCUGCUCCUCCUCCUUUUUCUUCUCACUUUCUGCCGAGCUCUUCCUUUUCAGCCUCUUUGUUGUCUGCACCCUCAACUGCAUUUAAAUUAAUAAUUAAAGUGAUGCUCAAAGAAUGUCUGUGACACCACCUGCUAGGUUACUCACCGUCUCCCGGCCUCACUUUGAGAAACAAAACAGAAAAGUCUUGUACUGUAUACGUUUCAGCUUACCCCACAGGAGCUGGAGCGCCGCUGUUUUAGUUGGUUGUAAACGCGGAGGAAUUAUGACACUGGCAGCAGUCACGGUGAGCGUAAAGCACUUUAAGAUUUGGAAAAAAGUGUCAUUACUCAUGUAAGGGUAAUUUGAAGAAGUCUGCGCAGUUAAACUUUGAGAUGAUAAUUUCGAGCAGACAUGUUCAAAACCACACUGACAUUUUUUGCAUUUCUCAGGUGCUGCAGGAUAUUGCUCCCUCAGACCUGCUGUAAAAGUAAAAGCGGGGGAAAACAGAUGCAGUAAUAGUUGGCAUCAUUUUUGGUCAAUCAAUUACUAAUUCCUGCUUGCACAGUGCAAAAACCACACAGUCAUGCUUUGAACAAAGGCCAGGGAUAGACCAUACUUUUUGAUCUAUUAUUAAAGGAGAGAACAUCAAUUAAUCAGUCUUGGAACCUAUCCGUCUUUGUUUUAUGACAUUUAAACCUCUGGAGGUGGCGGCCAAAUUUCCAAGGCUGUUAGCUAUAAAAGGCUUUAGGCAAGGACUUCCUUUUCCAUAUGUUGCCAUCGUUCACAGUCUGAUAAUGACUUUUUGAAGUGAGAAUGGCGUUGGUGUUGAGAAACAGCAUCGAAGAGUAGAUUAAUAGCUGCACUUGCACUCAGGUAUCUGUUGGUAGAGAUUAUUUAUAGUUAUAGCUGCGGUUAGAUGACCCCAGCAGGGUUCCUAAGUGCAUUAGAGAGCACCAACUCUUUGGCUCUCCACACACCCACUGUUUUUCUGCAUACCGUCAAAACCUGUGAGACAGUACCAUUAGGACUACAAAUUCAGAGAUGGUACCCAAGUGAGCAGCCUAUUUCUAUUUUUGGCUAAGUAUCAUGCACAUAAUGUUUCUUUUUUUCUUCCUGUAUUAGAGCAUCAUCCAAACGUAAUGAUGUAGAUGAGCUCUGGUUCAUUUUAGCCCCUUGCCAAUAGCCUAAAGUGCCUGACUCAGAAAGAGAAAGGUCCCACCAGUUAUAUUUAUAUCUCAUACACAGUACAUUAUCAACCCUAUCAUACCACUGUAAAAAAGUGCAGCAAGUCAUUCUGCACUAUCAUAGUUUUGGAUUAAUGCAAAAUCACAUAUCAUAAACAAGUCUUACUCACACAGGGAUGACUUCAAUAUGUUAUUUUUUCAUCUUUAUGAAAUGCAUUGCUGAAAAAUAUUUCCUCAAGAUUUAAAGGUUGGGACAAACUGUGACUAAAGAGAGGAAAACUGUCUCUGCAGUGUGUGAGCAGGUAACACUAAACAGAAAUCUGAAUACUUCCAGGAACAAAAUCUCGUCCUUUGCAUACAGACAGAUUCUGCGGUUUUUUUUUUUUUUUUGCAUAGAGAAUAAUCAUACAUAAGAAAAUAGUUGUUGAAAGCAAAAAGCCUUUCUUUAAACAGGCAUAAACCAGACUCUCUGGUGAACAGCCAUCUGCCAAACGGGUUGUAAAAGUGAGAUAGAGUAGGAGGCAAAAGGAGUUAAGUAAAUCUGCAAACAGACUUCGCAGCAAUAACAAAUAGUAAAAAUAAAUGAUGCAGACUUACUGUAGCAAAGAAAAACACAAGCCUAGAUGUAUGACCACUAACAUUAAAAACUAUUUGGACGAUGAUAUAAGCAUAACUGAUAAUAAUACAUGUAGCAGUAAGAGUCAAGCAGGUCCAGAGUCCAGCAGGCAGUCUGUGAUCAUAAUCCUGGGGGACUUGCAGACCUUGACACAAACGUUCUUACAGUGUAGAUACUCAGACCUUCAGGUAGACAGAGGAGACUAACUCUCCCAGACAGACAUCACGUAACACCUCCGUCACUUGAACAGUGUGCGCAGACAGACACACUCUGAUUGUUGUCUUUUUGUAGCCCUGAAUACAGCAGUACUCCUGUAAAGCUGAGUUUGCAGAAGCUUAUGUAAUUCCAGUAUUGAACCCCCCCACGCAUCUGCUGCUGUAUAAUUUUAGCCAAGCGUGCCCCCCAAAAUAUCAGAGCAAAACUUUGUAUGAAUAUUUAAGAUGUACUGACAAAGCACAGACGAGGCUUAAGUUGCUGGAAAAAGAACAUCAGCAUUGGCUGGGAAUAAGUCCAACAGCUCUAAUAUAAUUAAAUUUUCACCCAUGUUUCUUCCCGAUAAGUAAAGCAGUUAGAUAAGCAGCCUUCUGCUCAAUGGAAGAACUUCAUUUCAUAUUUAUCAGCACCAAUGUGAGUGUGCUGCGUAUAGAGUUGCAGACUCACAUCUCCUGUCAGCCCGCUGUUAAUCUUUGUGAUCUACCUGACCGUCUGCUCGACGUGCACCUGCGCUGAUUUACAGCGGUGCAGAAACUCAACCCAGGAUAUCUCUGGGACUUAACAGGACAAAAGGUCAGUUGAGGUGGAGGAAAUAAUGUGUCUAGACUUCAGAACGGCUCAGGAUGGAGAUAUCUUCUUCCUGAUUUACUUGCUAUAUUUUUGCAGGCCUUUCAAACUUAAUGGCACGUCAGAGACAUAGUGGGAAGCCUCUCCAGCAUAUGACUUUACGCUUAUUCUGACACAGCUCCAGCACUUGGAGAAACAUGUUACAACCUGGUUAACUUGUACUUACAGUUUCUGUAAACAUCAUCCAAGAAAUCCAGACAUGAAAAAGACUUUUUGUCUUAAAAUUGGUGUAAAUUUCAGAAGGAGAUCAUACUGGAUGUUAACUCUGUGAGACAGGUUGAGGAUGGGUGUUUGCCAUGAAUCAGAAUGGAGAACACAGACAUUCGUCUCAGUGUCUUAGCUUUGAGAGCUGAGGGUGGGAGGAAAUGAUUGACACAAACACAGAAGUUAAAUGUGUUUUACUUGCUGUUUUUUUUGACGCACAUUUAGCUAAUGUCUUUUUUUUGUUAUUAAAUAAAAAUGGCUUAUCUGGUCUGGUGACGUCCUCUUAGUAUUUGAUGCUUUUCUUUGUCAAAAAUGACAGUUAUGAGGGUGUCUUUUGAUUUUGGGUGUUUGAUCCAGGCCUCUGAGAAAGUACAACAGAAAGAACAUUUGAAAUCUCCAAUAAGAGAGGGAAAAUAAGUCUUACUUUUGGAGUUCAUUUGUUUAUGUUGGAGCUCCUCUGUUUUCUUUAUUUCUCAAUGCUGGUGACAUUUUUACAUUCUGUUCUGUUUCAUAGCUAAUUGUAAUACUGGCAGAGGUUGAGCGCAUGCAACACUUUCUGCACUGAUAGUGAUUGUAAGUGGCAACUGCAGGGUAUGAAUACAUCCCAGCCAGCAUCACUUGUAACAUUGAGCAAUGGCAUAACAAUAAUGUAAUCCUUCGAUAAAUUUUUAAGGGAUGGGAGGGGGUGUUACUGCUGAGGUGAAAGCCAUAGUGAUACUGUUUUUUGUGUGCCCCAAAUCUGUUAAACCUUUUCUCCACUUUGACCAAAUUCAGAGUAUCUGGAUCUCACUACUGCCAAGAUUUCACAAAACUCAACCCCAGGCUUCAUGACGUCUCUUGAGGAUGGUUCUUGUUUUUUAAACAGUUGGAGUUUGGCGUAUUUCGUUUUAUGACUUUUUUUGCACUUGUGCAAUUGUCUUACAAUAGACACAAAACAUGUGUCAGUGACAUCACCUGUGCUGGGUUCUUGGCUGAAGGUUUGGAAAACACACAUUUACAGAAAAGAAAAAAAAAAAAAGUUGGAGGCUCCAGAAACAUGGGCUCAUAACAUUGCUGGCAAAUGAAAUUGCACUGGCUAUGUUUGUGAAAGAUAUAUCACAUGAUAAAAGGCUUGUUCUUUGUCUGCACUGCAACAUAAGCCUGGUGUUUUCACAUUUAUCUACUUUGGGGAGAGCUUUGGAAAACAUCCAUUUUCUGAGUAAGAUCAGGCUGGCUUAGUGCAUGAUGGAAGGCCAACGCAGGGAGAAAAGAUGAGUUUUCAAAUUUAUCUGGAUUAGAGCGGACAUGGUCUGAGAGGGAGAGAGAGGGAGACUGAAAGGCAGAUAAAAACUGAGAAGAACCAGGGGAAGUCGAGGGGAGACGACAGCCAAAUAAAAGUGAAAUAGAGUGAGAGGAGAGUGAGGGCGUGGAGUAAGUGCCGCUUUCUAUAGAAGGGAGAGCGCAGCCCGGUGGCAUGCUCCUGGAUUGGGUCGAUAGAUAUGAGCAAAGGGCUGAAAGCUGCUAGGAUAAUUGAGCCUGGUCACUGGGAGUGUGAAAAGCGCGGGUGCAGCAGAAAACAACCAUAACUCAAUGAGAUUGGAGGUGAGAUUUACAAUGUGUAUGAUCAACAACAGAGAUUCCUCCAUAUCUGACUCUACCAGAGAGGCAGAAGCCAGCUGCUCCAUCCCCGGAGACCACAAAGGCACCUUGUAAAUAUCUGCUGGCACCGCUCAGGCUUUACGCUGACAGUCCGGACUGCAGUCGAUGCAUCCAGGUCCCCAGUGUCAUUUGUGAGUUUUUGGUUUCAUAGAGAAGAUACAUACUGGGGAAGCCCAUACUUUGGUCACAUGAGUAGAUACAGACAACUGAGAUUUACAAGUAUGUGACUGGGUUAUUUAUUUUAAAAGAACAGGAAUAGUUUGAGAUUUGUCACUCAAAUCUCCAUCAACCAAAGAAGCCAAUUUCCUCUGACCUUGUGGCAAGUGGCUGAAAUACUUUUUUGAUGUCAUACUGCUCAGUUUAAGGUUGUGAACUGAAGGAUAGCCUGCAGCUGCUUCAGUGGCUCCCUGGAAGCAGCUAACAGGCUAACAUCACUUGAUAAGUGAGACAAAAUACCAAAAGACAGAUCAAACCUUUGCUAACACUAGGGGUGGGAGAAAAAAUGUUAAAGGAUAGUAUUGCAAUAUUUUGUCUGGUGAUAUAUCAUAUUGUCUCAUUUACCAAGUAUCGGCUUUUCAAAUUAAUUGCUAAUAUGAAGUCAAAUCUGUGAUAAUGGAAAAAUAAAAUCAACUGUUUGUCCAGUGUAAAUAAGACAAACAUAAAGGAAAGCCAAAUGCUUAAUUAACUAAACAAUUGAAAAAAAAUAUAUAAAUCACAAUAUAUUGUAUCACAAUACUCACUGUGUAGCAGAAUGUAAAAAAUUACAAUAAUGGGGCGCGCAGAUAGCCUAGUGGGUUAGUGCACCCCAUGUAUGGGGACCACGAUCCCUGCAGCGGUCGCGAGCUCGAGUACAGCCCCAACCAUGUACUGUUCUAUAAAUAAAGGCAAAAUCACCCCCCAAAAAAUAAAAUAAUUGCAGUUAUAUUGUAUCGUGGCUCAAGUGUAGUGAUAAUAUUGUAUUGUGGGGCCACUAGUGAUUCCCACCCCUAGCUAACACAAUGUUAGCUUAGGAGUUACUCUCUGGAGAUGUGCGUACCAGCAACAUCACAUUGGCUAAUUUACUGAACGCUCGCUGUUGUUGUCUAAUGGUCGCCGGCAGGUUAGCAAACAUGCUGUUAACUUGGAAGUACUGUUGUGUUUGGAUGUUUAAUAUCAAUAAUAUUCACAGCUCAAUCACGAAACUGUAAGAUAUAUAGUCAGUUAGAUACCCUACAUAAACUACAACGUGGCAGAACAACACUUAACCAGCUUUUAAGAGUGAUGCAAGAGGAAAGUGGCGACUGAGAGAUUAUUAAGGAUGACGGCAUAAGUGCAAAAUGUCUUCUCCCCAUGUUUUAUUUUGUAUACACAGUGUUUGGUUAAGCCUCGGGCACUGUUGACUGGUAGCAGUUCAUGCUUCAUUAGCCGAAACUAAACACUUUUUCAUUGUAUAUGUUAUUCUAGGCCCUCACUCAGGCCAGUAAGCUUUUUAAUGAUGGGUGGAGAUGUUGAUGAACCAUGCUCCACUGAUGGAGAAAGGCAGUCUAUACACACCAACCCAACCUCCCCCACGCACACACAUCUCAGCCCCUCCAUCUACUCCCCGCCUCGUCCCAGCCAUGACAAAGUGAAGAUGGGCUGUGGCAUUGGCGUCCAUUCAGCCUGACUCUCUCAUCGGCCCCACAGAAUGCCUUUAAGGGUCCCCCAGAGUAACAACUGCUGCGUUUUAUUACAGCGUGAAAUGGGAAGUGAAUGAGCGCUAUGGAUGUUCCUACUUAGCCAUGCAGAAUGUGUCACUAUGUGGUACCACGAUAAGGGGACAAAGAAAAUCAGACGCUCAAGUUCUUUUGUUAAGACUAACUGCUCCAGUCCAUAGAAAACAACUUGUGCUCUUGUUUAUACAUCCCAGUCAAAAAAAAAAAUCAUUUGUGUCUUUUUUGGGGCGAAAUUUGUCCAGAAAUUUGUUAACAUCUCAUAGGAUAAUGACAUGCAUUCCUUAUGCUAUUGAAACAGAUGGUAGCCGGGUUGCCAAGAGGAGAGAUUUGCUUGAGGGAGACAAAGCCUCUGGCACCCAAACCCAGCAGAUACACUAUGUCCAGCUCAAUUAUGCUCCCCUUUCCACUUCCAUGGUGUGCUUUCUCAGAUUUGAUCACAGAGUCAAACAUUAGUACUGCCACUGACAGCGCCGGAUGUGCAAAAGUUUAAGAUUCCCAAUUCCCUGUGGGGCACACUAAAACUUAACUGCUAGACCAUGAAUAUGUCCUGAGGAGACGGCACGGACUCACACAACAUGAUUCUUUUGAAUGUGCCAUUAUUCUUCAAAAAGAAAAAAAAAGUCUGAACUCAUUUUAGCUUUGCAUCAUUUUUUAACGAGGGAGAUUAUUUCUAAAAGUCAGUGCAUCAACUUUUUAAGAUUCCUCCUCUCCGGUUUUCUGGUUUGUUUUCACAGAUCACGUCUCAGAGUCAAACACUGGAAAUGAUAUUGACAUUGUGAGAUGUCCAAACAUUUGAGGCUUCCAGUCUUUUAUGGAAACCAUUUAGACUGACUGUCAGACCACAGAUAUCUGCUAAUGUGUUUCUAUUGUUUGAAUAGUGAUAUUUUUAUGUGAAAGCUUUUUUGGGGUGUUAUUAUUAGCAGUUUGGGAUUAUAACUAGGAGUUUGGGGAUACUAAAACCACGUCUGAUAGUGAUACCAGUAUCAUUACGGGGUUCUAGUAAUGUUUAAAAUCAAGGUUUUGCCAAUGCAACAAUCAGAUUUGUUAAUACAGUAAAACCAGCAAGUGUUUCAUACUUUUAUUGUUAAUUUUGUUGAUCUGGAUGUAACUUUGUACCGUCUUGUCUGCAGAAUCAGUCUGAGGGAGGAGAAAGUUGCGUUUCCUCCCUCAAUGGGAUCUAUUCACUCAAAUUCUCCCAGUAGUAUUUGCAUCAACUCGAAGCUAUUAAUGAAGAAUUUUUCUUCCUUGUGAAACACUUUUCAUUUUGACUUUCUUCAUUGCUAAAAUGCUGACUUGCAAAGUCAAAUGCAAAAAAGAUGUCUCAACUUCUACAUUAAUAAAGUCGUCUGUCAGCUUGUUAUUGAGAGGAGGCUGAAGCCUAAUGUGAAAAAUUGCACAAGAGCUCAUAGAAACGAAGUUUUGGCAUUUGCCCAUGCAUCUUCUCUGCGUCCCAACAUCAGUGCGAUGCUUUAGAUUUAUCACUAAACUGUGUAAAUAAGAAUCAGGGCUCUUGAUUGAUGAGAGCACCUUUGUAAUUAAAUCCAGCCGUCCCAUUUGCUUUGGCAAGACAUCUGUCGUCGGUCCUCCUCUUCCCUCCUUAAAUGUCAGGUUGUGGGUGUGGCUGGGGAGAAUCGCUGACAGAUUGUCAGUUUUCAGCACACCUGCAGGGAGAUCUCACCGCCUCCACACAAACACUUAUCUCUUUAAGAGUCCUGUUUACGAUACAACUGCUCAGUGAGUGGAAAUUACUGUCCUGAUACAUUAAACCUCUGUUAGCAUUCUGAAGUUUUGUUUGUUGAAAACUUUUGAGAAAAAAAAAAGAAAGGAAAAUGUGGGACUCAGGGGGGCGAGACAACACUAAACACACAGCCAGCAUUCUGAUCUGUGUUGCAAUAUCUUUGGUACACCAUGUGCUGUGUUAAUUCAUGCUGCUUGGCAUGCAAGCCCGAGCAUCUUGAGGUAGUGAUGAUUCUUAUUUUCAUUUGUGAUCGUGGUGAACUGGAAAGAAAAGGGAAAGGUUCAUCCUCAAGAAAAGCCAAAGGAAUGCAUUCACCCAGUGCAGGGGGGAUCUUUCAAUGAGUAAAAUGAGCUUGAUCCUCUGGCUUAUGUGUGUAUGUUCAGUGAUUUGUAGUAGGGAUUUGGGGGCUUUAACAUGUGCGUCUACUAGCACAAUGUCCUUUUAGAUGCCGGUGCAGCACACAGUUAAUGCUUCAACACCUCCCUGUUCCAAACCGGGGCUCGGGAUGCUGAAGUUGCUGCUACUGCUGCUCCCUCAGUGGACACGACUGAGAACCAAGUAAAUGAUGUAAGGUCAAAUAAUUAUUAAUAGCAGAUGAGGAUAAAACUGCGUAGACACUCUAGACAAUGAUGCAUAACUUGGACGAUGCAAUUGAGCUCAUAUGUCAUCUUAAACCUCUGAGGUGUUGCAGUGGUUUCACCUGAUCAGCUCUGUAGAAACCACAUUAGUUUCUUUUGGAGCUCUCGGCUGUCAUAACUCCCUGCAAGGUGUCCAAUUUUCCUCCUGGCACUCGAUAUUUUAUAUCACCGCCAGAGAGAUAUCUAUAUUACUAUGAAGUAAUUAAGAAAAUACCCUCUCGAACAGCCUCCGUCAUUCUCUGGAGCCAGCUGUGCAACACUCGACACAGUGUCCACACAGGGCUUUCUCCGUUGCCCGAGACGAGUGUAAUUGAGUGCUGGCAGGCGUGUGCAAGGCCCUGAUUGCAGCAUGUUCCUCCAGAAGCAAGGUUUAUGUUUCAUCAUACGCCCGUCCACCACACUCCAUAAAAAGCAAAUAAACGUUUCACUGGCAAUGGCAUAAUAAUGACAGAGUGGGUUAAUGAGCAAAUUAAAGUCAUAAAUUCAAUCCUCGCCCUUGACUGAGCUGUGAGAAUUCUUACAUCAACUCUGUGGUAAAUGUCCCCUUUACAGUAGGUGCUGUCCAUGAUUAAACGGACCGAACCACUCCAGGGUCUCCUGUUUGUUUAAGCGACCAUGUUUGAAGCUUAGAUUUUGACACUUUAGUUUUUGUGGUAGCAAAAAGCAACUCGCAUGGCCGUCAGAGUCGACACUCUCUUUCUCGGAUGAUAGGUGGCUCUGGUGGCAACUUGGUGAACUAAAGCAAAGUUUUUCCAAAUUGAUUUAAGGUGUUGAUUCUGGAGCCUAAAAAAAGCAGUUGGCGCUGUGACAUAUUUUCCCCAUCAAUGCAUUGAUCUCAUAUAACUUAAAUCGAGUGCUUUCCAGCAAGCAGACAAAAAAGGUUUGGUGUCUGCAGGGAGUUUCAUGUUUUUUGAACAGAGCAAAAUGUCAGCUCUCUGUGUUUUUACAUGAAUAUUCUGCAUAUUUUAUUGAGCUUACUGGUUGGAGGAUCAUCAACCAUUUUGGUCAAAAGUUUGGAUUUGAACAUAAUUACCCCAAAGCAGCCCAUUGAUUAUCCACUCAGUGAAUUGUGUUUUUAAAGAUGUUCAUCAAACUUCAACCUAGCAACUGGGUCUAUAAAUUUAUCAGAUCAUUGAGAUGAUAAUUAAUUAGCUAAGAAGUCGACAAUUUAUCUCAUCUGGUAUAAUAAAAACAGACUUUUUAAAAACUAUAGACAUUAUGAAACAUGGACACAGUCUCUGCAACAUCUUUCUGACUUGAAGUUUUUAAGCCCGACAAUGGCAGGUGAAAAAUUGGGAAUGCUGGCUCAUUCUGAACUAUCAAUCAACUGAGACACAGACACAUUUUAAACUUAAUAUCACCCUUUAGGUGCAGCUCACCAACCUGGCAGCCAGGUGGGUGUCAAACUUCCUUAAAUCAAAACAGAUACUCUUUGAAAUAUAGUCACCCCCCUCCCUCGUACAUUGUGUGUAAAUAAAUACUUGAGCUACGCAACAAUAAACCCCAUUAUUUUAAACAUUAUAACAGGAUUUAUAUUGAACACUAGCAAGGUAACGUUUUAGUAUUAUAUUGUUUAUUCGAUCAAAUAUACAUACAGUACAAUUUUAGGCAAGGAAUUCCCUAUUUUUUCGGAGAUUGAACAGGAGUUAUGAUAUGGAGCCAUUUGGGUGGAAAAAACAUUUUUUUAAGCAGUCCUGGCUGAGUAGUCAUCUUGUGAUACAGAUUAUUUUCAGUGCCAUUAUUGACCCCAAACUGGCCUGGCUGAUUAUUCAGUCCAUCUCUAUUCAGAACUGUUUGAACCAGACUGUUAAUUAAGCUGUUAAAGUGGCAUUUUAAUCGAGGAUGUAAAGGGGAUUCUUUGGCUUUUGCAGCUACCCUCAUGUGGACAUUAAAGGAACUGCAGCUUUGGUUUAAAAAACUUGUUUAAAACACCUUACUCCACCUUAUAAAACACUACAUAACUAUUUUCUCUCAUUCUGUCUAAAAGUGAUAUCUACUUCCAUUAUAUCUCUCCCUUCUGCUGACUAUCACACCGGGCUUUCCUGGAUGAAAAAUGCGCUCAGAUGUGCCGAAAAUUUACAGCUGUGCCUUUUCUCAAUACUGUAGCCAGUGCAGGAGUCUACAUUAACUGGAUUUGAAUGAGGGACUUUGGCAGGUCUUUGGUUGGUGUGGUUUGGGCUGCUGACAGUGAAGCACAGAAGCAGCCUGGCAGAGUUUUGACUAUUUGACUGAGCUGCUCCUCUCCUUCACACCGGCUUCAGACUCCUCUCAGACUCCGGCUCCUUCAUUCUCAUCACAUUCCCGUUUCCUGCGGCAUCAUCUGACUGACUCUGUUGGACACACAUGCACUUUUGUGUUGUAUUACGUUCACUUUUAUUGAAUUUGAGUCUUUAGAGGGUUGGGGUAGAGGGGUGGGGGGUUGUGCUUAAAGCAAAAGAAGUUUGACUAAAUUGGUAAACUUUCAUUUUCAAAUGUUAUCAUCUCAUUAUGUUUGGCAGAAUGACUCUGAGCUGCUGAGGUCUCUCUUUUAUCCGGAGGCUGUGCCAAACAUUCUGCGAAUUUGUUCCACGUGUUAUAAAAAGGGAAACCCAAGAACAUUAAACCAACUGUAUCAUUUAUUUAGCGCUCUCUGUAAAAAGAGAGUCCGUUCAGCGCCAGUGCCGGAGAGUAUCAGGCCCAGACAUGAGCUGGAUGAUGGCGAGGCGUGGACAGUGCAGGAGGCCCGUAGUGUUGAGGCAUGAAGAAGGAAAUGCGCCAGGGCACACCAAAACCCGAGCAUCAGUAGAUUUCACAGCACAAGGGUGUGACUGUUGGCUCUUCACAGACAUCCCUCUUUGUGUUUGCUUUUGUGGAAGAUUGAGUAAGAUUUUGAAGCAGCAUGGGGCAUCUCUGACAAAAAAAAAAAAAAAGUUGUGACUAUUGUGGUGAAUGUGCGGAGGGAAGUGGAUGAGUGAGGUGUCAGCUCAGAAAGCACCAUCUCAACAGCAGUGGCAGCUCUUUGAUGUGGCUUCCUCUUUGAAGAACUGACACCCUUCUCCUUUUCACAGUGCCUGGAGCCCUGCAAGGAAUCCUGGGACCUGAAGGAAAACCAGUGCCAGGAUUUAUGCGAGGUAUGUCACUACCCACAAACACCAAGGUUGCCUCAGAUUCGAGUGUUUGAGCUUGACUGCUUAAUGGGAAAAUUCAAUGAGGGGAAAGUUUUUGAGGAGUGUGAAGUAACUCUUUCUGCGCUGUAACAACAUUGAAUCAAAGCUGGUUCAUGCGCUCACCACUCCUCUGAGUCAUGAGCUGAAAUGUAAACAAGACAAUCCCUGUUAGCCUACAGAUUGCUCUCUUUGCAGCCAGACAGGUCGCUCUUAAAAAGUAACCUGACAUAUAUUUUUCCUCUCCUCCUCCUCCUCUUUCUGCUCAGCCUCUCUUCCCCAAGAAGCACUAUGAGUGUCUAACCAGCUGUGAGUUCCUGAAGUCCGUAGAAGGAGUGAAGCAAGGCGACUGUCCGGCCCCGGAGAAAGCCAGCGGCUUUGCAGCAGCCUGCGUGGAGAGCUGUGAGGAGGAUGGAGAGUGUUCAGCUGUGAAGAAGUGCUGCUCAAACGGCUGUGGCCACACCUGUCAGCUGCCCAAAAACCUCUAUAAAGGUAAAGCAGAAAACUACCACAAAAAAAACAAUCACAUGUGUCACUAAAAGUUAUAAGACUCCAGAGCAGGUUGAUGUGGGGUUACCUGCGGUUACUGGGGGUAAAAGUUUCUGAUGAAUGACCCCUCAAAUACUCUUUAACAGAGCAACCGAGCAAAUGCAUUUGAUUGAUCGUGGUUGCUUUCUGUACCACUGCAGGGCACAUUUAAAGUUGUCGGUUACUUUUCUGAGAGUUUGAGGCGUGCAGCUGAUUCUCAAUCAGAGCCUCUUGUGACUCACCACCAGUCGAUUUUUUGGGGAUUGGAAGUAGCACAAGUAAGAUAGUAUCCAGCACAUAUCCAGACUGUUAGAAAGUAUAACAUACAUACAGUUUCAUGUGAGUAAGAGGAAAGGUAGCAUAGAAAGAUAACUUCAGAAUUUAAAUGUGUUCAUUUUUAAAGAUGCACUGAUGCUUCCCUGGACCUCUUGACAGUCAUCUUCAAUAACUGCUGAUUCAGAAAAGAGGCAAAAGAAGUUACCUCUCAGACAAACCCUUUUUUUCUUUUGUUGUCAUGGUUAGAUGUCAAAGAAAAAGUUCGUGAUUUUUCGUAAGUGCAGGUUUGCGCCAUUGCACCAUCGAAAGUUCUGCAAGAAGUCAAAUAAUUUCCAAGAGGAGAGAUUAUUAGCAACAAGAGCAUAGGGCCCCAUUAAAGCUUAUGAUAGGGCUGGGCAGUAUGGCCUCGAACCAAUAUCACAAUAUAUUGAGCAGUUCACCUCCAUGAUGAUAAAUGGACGAUAACUUCUCCACAAGCUGCUCACCCCCUCCCACAUUAACUUAUCUACUUCAGCCACCGCUCCAACUUUUGAACCGUCCUCCAUCUCCUUACCUGUCUUUCUCUCUUUGUUAUGGACUGGAUUGGGUGGAGUCACAUCUCCAACAUAGGACAGCGUCUUUUUUUAUCUAUUUUUUUGACACAGAACAUAUUGACACGGGCAAAAUGACGUCAGUAAUUGACAUAGAUUUUGGUAUCAGUAAAUUUUCGAUUUAUCGCCCAGCCCUAGAUUAUGUACAAAGGCUCACGCAGACCAUGACUCACUCUCUUUCUAGUUUUCUCUCUUUAUUCACCUCACUAUCUCUUAAUAGAUUCCCAAAAAAAUCUAUAAAACCCCCCAAAAGAGCUAAGGCGUGAUUACAGUUGAGCUGUGUUAGUGCGGUGUUGCUGACUCUAAAUGUAAAAAGGGCUAAUUUAGCUAAACAGAGCAGUGAAGAAAAGACUUGACAAAGCAUUUGUUUUCAGCCAGAGCCAACAGCUUUAUCAGCUGAAAGGCUACGCAGCACCAAUCAGCAGGCAGACACUGUUAGCAAAUGGAUGGCUUGCUUUGGCUUGUCUUCCAUGGGGUUAUAAAAGACCAAAACAGAGCUAAAAGUGGUGUGAAUUUUAAACUCUUAUCCGCUAAUGGGACAGAAACCCAUUUCUGAAUUAGUUGCUUUGCAAGUGCGACAAAUGUAAAUUAACUGCUGGCUAAUAAGUCUUCUAUGUCAGCGAACAAGGUGACGAGAAGUCCAUCUUGUACAAAAAAAUGUAAAAUACAAGUUGACUUUGGUGAUUAAAACAGUAUCAGGGACAUUCUUUUAGAAUAUAAAUAGUUAUAGGAAGUCAAAAGUUUCUCAGCAAGCCAAGACAAAGUAGGUCGGACCAAGUGUUUUAAUAUCCGAUUAUGUGACAAUGUAGUUUAAUCGUCCAUGUCUGUAAUGACUCACCUCCUCUUUUAAUUAUGUCUAAUAAUGUUUCCGUGAAAGACCAAAUUAAUUGAGUUCGUCAGCUGAAUCGUGGAUCCUCUCUAUCUCUAUUUAUCGGGUUCAAUUAAUGACGUUUUUUGACGUCAAGUCUUAAGGUGAUUAACUGUAGCAGUUUGCAUAAUUUUCAAUAAUUGUGUCAAAUCUAUUAAUCCCUCUCCAUCAAACAUUAAUUUUAAAUCUCAGUGACGCAAAUUGCGGAUUGUUUGGAAUUAUUUUUGGCAGCCUGCUCUGAAUUAUAAAUCUUUAUUCCAUCCCUGUGUAUUGAACUUCACCCUCGCAUCCCUCACGCUGUUCCUGUCGUAAUUUGGAGCACAUCCUCAGUCUUAGAUUUGCUGGAGAAGCUCCAGGCUUUCACAGACGCAGAUACACCCAAAAAAGUCUUUGCUCCAGUGAAACAGCUUAAUAGCGCAGCCCAGGGCGGUCAACGAUCUGAGGGUGCUGAGUCGUUAUGUGAGCAAACCAAGAGCCUCUGAACUCAGAGAUGGGAGCUGGAACUACAUUAUAUACACUAUCAGAGUGCAAUUUCUGGCAGCCCGGGGCCAUAACAAAGUUUGAGGAGAUGUUGAAUUGAGAGCAGAGGAGGAAGAUGAGUCUAAAUCAAGCUGUGAAGCGCAGCAGUGAUAGCUGUGUGUGUUUUGAAUCCUGCUGCAGUGAUUGUAAGCAUGUUUUACUCUGUGUACUGUAUGUGAUUUUAAGUCUCCGCUCGCCUCUAUUUGAUUUGGAAAAAUCCUGAGGGACUUCACGGUGGAUGUCACGCUCAAAAGGUAAACCGCACAUAAAUUGGGGGAAAGAUGAAAGCGAGCGUGACCUUAAAAAAUUUCAGUACAGUGACCCCAUCAAUGAAAACCAUCCGUCUCACUCUGAGACCUUCAAAUCAAGCAGACGACCUGCUGAUUUAGUCCAAACACUGAGCUCAUGAUGGUACGCCAUCAGCAGUGCACUUACCCUGAAUUACACUCAGCGUUUUGGUGAGAGUCCACAUGGGAUUCCUGUCCCGGUGCUCGGUGUUAAAGGUCUAAUUAGCUGCUCAUGGUUUGGAGAGCGUAAUUGUUUCUGUGUGUGCAGGAGUGUGUACGCGGUCCUCGCUAUGAUGAGCUGUGAUGCUGGAAGCCAUUAGCAAACACAAGCGAGAAAUGGAGCGUUUCCCCCUGCUGAGAUCACUCUCAGAUGUGCGUCUGUGUGUGUUUUUGCAUGUGUAUGUGUGUGUCUUCAGGUUAGGGUCCCCAGCCAAUGUGUAGGUCCCUUAUGGAGAAAAAGUUCCAGUGUUCAGGGUCUCUAAGAAACAGGACCCCUGCUGGGCUUUUGAUGUGCCACAAAGCUUUUUCUAUUUCACAUCGGCGAAGCCUGAUGCUGUAUCUGCUCUGUAAUGAUGAUUUAAAGUUGUAUAGCGGAGGUGCGCCUCUGAUAAAACAUGCUGCGCUAAAUAAAAAUAGAUGCCGCUACUUCUUUUAUCUGCACAUAUGUCUCCCUAGUUCAUAGAUUUCCUCUAUUCCUCGAGUAAUCCAGCCUUACUUAUUUUGUGUGUUUCUGAUCAAAAGAAGCGCACAGCUCGACACGAUAACUAGAAAACAAAUUUGGGGCGGAAUAAAAUGAAAAAUAUGCGAGAAAUGAAUGUGUCAGAGUGAAUUUAACUCCAGAGAGAGUAACCGUAACGCUGUCAAAACAAGUCUGACACAUGAUCCGUCCGUCAGCUCAUCCCAAGUUUACCGUAAGUCCUCCUCGUGCUACAAUCCCAAUAUUUGUGGUGCUUUCCCUCAACCUGUAAUUAGAGCCGUCAUUAUGAUGGUAUGUGCGUGAGUAUUGAGAAUUAUAUUCCUGGAGUGUAAUUGUUGGCAUGAUGAGGGUUAUGAAUGAGAGCCACACUUUUGACGGGGCUGCAGCAGAAGUUACAUCACGGCGUGGAGUGCAUGUGUGGCCACUGACGAAUGAACGCUGUAUGAUUCUUGGACCGAACCUGACCCAGAAGUUAUCUUUGGAGAGAACAUACUGAGAGGUUUCAGUGCCCUCCUACAUAUUGCGGAAGAGAAAGUCGUGUGUACGUGUGUAUAAGUGUGUGUGUACAUCUGUGUGUAUGUGUGGUUUCAGCUUUGCAGAUGAGCUAAGACAGAGGGAGAAGAGGAAUGCUGUGGUUACUCUGGUGUUCGUUGUUGCACAGGAAAUGUGACACAUUUGUUCGCACACACACACACGCACGUACACACAAACACUCGGCUGUGGAGCUGUGAAACCACAGCACAAUGACCCCCAGCUGUUAGCAUGCAGAAAGCUGUUAUCAGCAACACAAAACAAAGUACUGGCUCCAUAUGCGCGUGGCUCAGGGUCCCUCCUCCGUCUCCCAGCGUUUUAUAUGCAUCGAUCAAUCACUUUUACACGCUCUGUAUGAAGGCUAAAUAGAAAUAUAAGUAGAUGAAGUGCUCUGCAUACAAAACACACUCUUGAUUAUGUUGUUUACAGACAUGAGGAGUGCUAGCCUUGAGCAUGUGUUGAUGCCGCGUUGAAAUGCGGCGCGAUGGCGGCUGCGACAGAAGUCCGACAUAAUGGUCUGGAGUGCGGCGGUGAUUUAUGGAGAAGUGUGGGAUGGAUUCAGCCUUCUCCUGUACUUCCAAACUUGCUUUUCCAAUCUCCAUCUCAUUAUCACUGUGCCCGACGCUCAAUCAACAACUCACUACGUCUCCACUGCAAUAAAUUCACUUGAGAGAGUCAGUCUGACUUGGCAGAGCCUUUGGCCCAGUCCUGCACUUAAUAAAUCUCUAAUUUAUUGCACAUGGCCGCAUCAGGCAGGCUGGAUGCAAAGUGCAACCAUGCAAAUGAACUAUGCAUAUUGUGUGUGUGUGAGAAUGUGUUUGUGCUGGUAUGUUUUGUGUCUGAAUGAGAGAGAAAGACGUCAUGCGCAGUCUCACAUAGCUAGAUGCAAACUAAGUGUAUCAUCACUAAGAAGCGCAGCUACCAAAACACAUCGCUCCGGCCAGGAAAUCUCACAAUGUGUCACGGCAGAAAGAUGAGGCUGUUGAUCCACAGCGUGUAUUAAAUCUGUUGCAGUGAGGUCAUGUCUCAUUUUCGAAUCUAUCUGUCCAGAUCUGAUGGUGUCAUUUAUCUUUCCACAGGAGAAGAAAGGGGAAAAAACAAAUAUCACGCUGAGUUCACUACAAUGUUCCAUAAAGUGGUCGUAUUAGCUCCUUUCACGCCAUCAUCUUCCGUGCUUGUACUUUUAGGAGUCCCUCUGAAGCCCAGGAAGGAGCUGGUGUUUUUGGAGCAGCCUUCGGGGCAGCUGGAGAUCCGCUGGUCAUCCAAAUUCAACAUUUCCGUGGAGCCUGUUCUCUAUGUUGUGCAGCGCCGCUGGAAUUAUGGCAUCCACCCGAGCGAGGAUGAUGCUACAGAAUGGCAGACCGUGGCUCAGGUAGGAAUCGACUCCCCAGAGAACUGAAGCAUAACAUGAAAGUUUCUUCUCAUGAGAACUUGCAGACUGUCCUCAUUUGACUGACUCUAUUGAUCAGACUACUGGGAUUUGCAUCACUGAAACACUCCAGCGACACAUGUCCCAGCACGCCACAUGCUACAUCUGUGAAAGUGCUGCGCUGCGCUGACAGACUGUUGCACACGGUUGCACAUUCCUCACACUCGCAGUGUCUUUGAAAGUUUCAGCAAAGAGAAACACACAGUUGACUGAUGUGGCAGCAAACUCACACGGGGCUGUGACCCUGCGUGAACCCUGACCCCCUGUGGUUUUUACCCCCCCAUCUGUCCUCUUUAGACCGCGGAGGAGCGCGUCCAACUGGCCGACAUCAGAGCCAGCAGAUGGUACCAGUUCAGAGUGGCUGCUGUCAACGUCCACGGGACCCGCGGCUUCACUGCACCCAGCAAACACUUCCGCUCCUCCAGAGGUCUGUCUGUGUGUGUGUGUGUGUGUUUGUGAGUGCUUGUGUGGCCAUGCUUUGUGAUCAAGUUCCUGUUUGACACCCGCCGCCCUCCAUUUGUUAUGGUUAAGACCUCGGAACAGGUGGAAACUCUUAGAGUGAGUUUUAAAACCUGAUUCGACGUUAUCUUAACAAAGGGAGUGUGUGUGUGCUUGUGUACUUUCUGCAUGUCCUCUCCAAACUCCCUGAAAUCCUCCAAGAAAUCGUGACAAGAAUCAUAUUUUACAUCUUCACAGAGGCUAGGACAUAUUUUAGUCAAGCUGAAGUAGGGCUGGGCGAUUUGAGAAAAAGUUUAUUCAGAUAAUUUUUUCCGUAUCAGUCGAUAUCGAUAUUUAUCACGAUAUAAUAAAAAAACUUGUUAAUUUUAAAUGUUCCCUAUUACACUUAAAUGAAACUUAACAUGUACUGGACAUAAUUUGCAGUGUAUAUUACUCUGCUUCAUCUCCCCCCUUAAAAAAAAUAAAAUACCUCCAGACCAUGGACAUUUUCGUGCCAGUGUUGUCACUGAUGUCGUCAUCUGUUAAACCUUCAUCUGCAUUUCUGCCGGCGGGGUUGCACUUGUUUUCUUUUUUUCUCACUGACAGUGCUGUCGGCUUCACCUGUAGCACCUGUUGCCUGUUAUGGUUGUGUGUAGCUGCAGCCGGAUACUACGCAGUUGUUUGCUACUUGGUUCUAAUUCAGCACAUGAUAGGUUCAGCUAUUGCUAUUCGUAUAGUCUACCAAAACAUGGCAGAAUGCUGGCUAUCCAAAAGCAUAUUGACCAUGUUUUAUAUUGAUAUUGCGGGAAAUUAAUUUUUUAUAUAUAUCAUUAUCGUUUUAUCGCCCAGCCCCAAGCUGAAGCUGCUUUUAAGAUUUCUUUCUUUAAUUCUUCUGCUACUCCUUACAAAAGCACAUGUGAUUUAUAGAUGUGUGUCCUCCCUCCACAGUUUCCAUACAUUCACACAGUGAGCUAAAUGGAGGGCUAAUUCAUGACCAUGCCAAGUAGAAUGAGAGUAAUGAGGAGGGACUGUGUGCGUUUAACAUUUCUCUUCUGUGCUGCAACCAGAUCUUCGUUUCUGCCUUCAAAGCCGGGGUUUCCCCCUCUUUACAGCCAUAUAAAAUGUAAUAUGUCUGAAUUAGUCAGGAUAUUGCAGGUUUCAAAUGAAUGCAAGUGUUGUCUUGUUUUCAGAGGGGAGUGACGUUACCGAGACGGGUUUCAGAUCUUUGCCACAGAUUAGCAAAGUGAGCUCCGAUGGCAUCCUGUCUCUGCACUUUCAGACUCCUCUGCCCUGAGCUUUCACUGCUGAAUGACACUAAAUCACUGUGUUGUGCCGCAGAUGGCAUUUGUUAAAGCCACGGCCAAUUGUUGUGCGGUUCCCAGGGAUUAAAGGUUUUCUGAGUAUAAUAUUGUGUCUGGAUUGAAUGUGAUCCAGAUCAGAUACAGUGUGUUUGCGCCGCACGUAGAGGCGGAGUGAGCCCGGCUUGUAUGCAGCUCUGGUUUGAGCUCCGCUAAAUGAAUAUUAUGCUUAAUCUUUUCACCCUUACUUUAUCAAACUUGUUUAUUCCUUAACACAUAAUAGUUGUUUGGCAGAGAGGAAUUGGCAGACGUCCAAAGUACUUUUCAUUUUCAUGCCAAAUACUGUAAAAUCUGUGCCAGAUCCAAAAAGUACUAAAGUACUCGCUGGUGUGUGUUUUGACCCGUCUUGUCAAUCCCCCAUCAUGCAUCUGCUCCUCUUAGCGUUCUGGACGGCUGUCAGACCGAGCCAGACACCAGGUGGGGGAAAGGAUUCUGCUGCAGGGAUGGAAAGCGAUCUCCAAUCAGGCCAAUCAGUGCCAGAACGGUGAUAGAUUGAUGGGAGCUGUCAUAGAUUUGAUGAGCUCCUGGCUGCUCUGUCAUGCCAUUGUUAUUUACACAGCCCGACCUUAUCAUCUGAUUGCAAUUUUGCACUACUACACUUUUUAAGGGCAAUUUGUAGGGACUGACUGCUUAUUUAUCUAAGAUCAGCUGGUAUGGGUGAACCCGUGUGUCCGAUUGUGUGUUUUCGGGGUUGGAUAAAAUGUGUUUCAGGUGGUAGAGGGCAGGAAAGAGGCUGUGACGGGAAUCAUUUCUUCAUUAUUCCCUCAUGGUUUGGCGUCUGGCAUCAGCAGCUGGCGGUAUUCUGGAUCACAGCACAUACAGAUAGGUUCAGAACAAGCUGUAAUGUGGACACACACACACACAUACACACACACACAUUUUUCAGAGUACAGGAAUGUUGAGUGUGGAGCCAAAGUGAGCAGCAUGUGUUUGUUAACCCCUGGCCUGAGCUCUCGGUCCUGCUGAACGCUGUCAUGGACAUGACAUGACACCUGUCAUAACAUGUCAUGGCAGAUUGUCAAUGGCGGGCUAAUUACUUUACACAGCGUCACACCAGUCCCCCUCCUGUUCCUCAGUGUGGUGAUGAAAGCUGUCUGUCUUUCUUCUUAUACGUCCACCUGAAACAAAAAAGCAGCAUGACUGUCAUUUCUUCUCAAACAGAAGUCUUUAAAGGGAUAUUCCAACGUGAAAUUAAUUUAGGGUUAAACACACUGUAACAUGGAGUUAGACAUCCCCUUGGGUGAUGAAUGUUGCCAACCGCUUUCUUCUCUAGAUAUAACGACUUUAGUUACUUUAGAGACCGCACUAUAGCGAUACACAGCAGUCUGAGGAGCCAUAAACAAACCUCAACCAAAACGCCACUCUGUAGCCACAAAUAAUGCUCAGAACAGCACCUAACUUCAUCAACAGUACAUAUAGGGUGCCAGCCACAGCACUAGCCACCAAACAUCUUUUUAACUUUGACCAAUUUCUUGAGCAAAGAGACUAAAGACAACUCACCUACUCUCAAUAUUUGUGUCUGAAGAGUGGCUUUUUGGUUGAGCACGGGGCUCCUGGGACUGCUGUGUAUUGCUAUCAUGAGGUUGUUCCUAAAGUUGGUAUAACUAGAGAAGCAAGCGGACGGCAACAUUUAUCUCUCAAGGGGGUGUCUAACUCUGUGUUAUGGUGUGUUUGACCCUAAAUUAAUUUUACGCCAGAAUUUCCCUGUCUGCAUGUCUUAAAAUCUUGUCUUCUCCAUCCUCAGAUCCUGCAGCCCCUCCCACCCCGACCAGCCUGCGCGUCACCAAUGUGACUCUGGGUGAUGAAGGCUCCAUCACAGCCCGUCUCAACUGGACCCUGUCUGAGGAGCCCGACAUCCCUGUACACCACUACAAAGUGUUCUGGAGCUGGACAGUGCCCACCAAGUCCAUGGUGCCGUCCAAGAAGAAAAGGAGAAAGACCACCAACGGGGUAAUCUUCUCACCCUGUCUGAGUGAUCUGUCUCUUUUCUUUCCCUGUCUCCUCUAUCUUAAGAGUCUGGUCCAGGAUUCUCUCAGCAUCUUCCUCUCUGGCUUUUACACAUGACUGUAAGUCUCCACACGGGCCAGCAGGAGAAACUUAGAUAAACACUGAAUAGAAGCUGCAUUUAUUUACACGGACUUGUGAGGCUAUGAAUCACAUUUUGAUUGAUGCAAUGUGUUCCUGAUGGUUUUAAUUCCUGAUACUGAGGGAGAGAGAUUGAAUGCGCUGUAAAUCUGUGUGAUAAAUCGCCUUAUUUAUGGUGAUAAAUCAAGUUCUCAAAGUCUGUGUCCUUAACUAUCUGGAUUUGAACAGCUGAAUUUAUUUUUGCAGUUGAUGUUUUCUGCUUAAUUUUUUAGGGAUUUGUUUAUCCAAUAACUUUAUUUUGAACGUAGACCGCAAUAGCUUGAAAGUCAAGUGGUUAUAUAACAACAUUUGUUUACCAUGAAAGCCCUCAGCCUGUUUAUGUAACUAAUAGAAACCGAAAUGGGGCAGAAUAGCUAAAAUCACCACAUUGUCACGUAUAAAAGAGAAGUAUCACUGAUUUCAACUGGAAAUGUUUGGAAGAGUUUAAUUUGGAGCAAUUUCAACUAUGUGGUGCGGGCAGAGAGAAGAGUUUUCACAGCCUUUUGUCUGCGCUCUCACAUUCACAGAGACCCCAUUUCUGGAUCACAAAGGGAGGAUAAACACAGUUUUGUUAUGAAAGCUUAAACAAACAGGCCCGCAAAAACUUCCUUACUUGGAAAAGUGCAGACUAAUAUUUUGUUAGUAUUGGAAAUUAUUUUUAUUGCAUCCACACUGGACGCAGAAUGACUCAUCGGUGUAUCAAUAUUGAAGAAACGGAUCCAUAAGAACACAAAAACUGAAUUAAUUACCAAGAGAAAUUAUACAAUCUGAUCAUUGUCUUUUCUCAUUAAUCAAACUCUGACAUAUCAGAGUCAUUCAAUCGCUUGUGUACACUUUUUUUAUGCCAUUUUCUCUCUUUUUUUUUUAAUCAGAUCUGACCUUUUCGUUACAUACCUCCUGUUUUUUUCUGAGAGAGCAUUUCAUUAGAGGCCCGAGCAGAAAGACAGAUAGUCUGGACAGUCCACACUCACCUCCAGAGUCUUCUCCUGAAUUAGUUUAUGAAAUGCAGAGCAGAUGUGGCACAGGGGACGUAGAGGUGGGAGACAUCAGACACCUAUUGACACAUGUACUACUGGUUUCCACUUUGGCACCUCGGGGCUCUGAAAGCAGCCUGCUGGCAGAGGAAUGUCAAAACAGGCACAGUCAAUAACAAGAACUCAUCAAGCUCCUGCUGAUGAAGGAAUGCUGCAAGUCAAACACAGUGAGGAAGCCCUGGGAGGCUCUGAUAACAUGGCUCCCUCACAGGGCCCUGAAGGCUAUCUCCUCGCCAUGAUACCUUCCACAGCGCCACAUGUGUUCUCAAUAAGCAGCGCUUUCCCACAGGCCUGUAUUGGUCCAAGCUGAGCUGAGCUGGGACCAUGACUGGAACAGUGACAAGGCUUUGAAAGGAGCCUCCAGUGACAGCGUGGUAAGGUACAAAACGCUAAUGUGCGUGCGUUUUGUGCUGUGGCAGGCUCAGAGCUGGGUGGACCUGGAGGGGCUGCAGCAGAACAGCAGCUACACUGUGGAGCUGCAGGCGGUGACGUACUGGGGACAGGUGCGCCUGAAGAGCUCCAAGGCUUCUCUGCACUUCAACACCAACCAGAAUAAUGACUCAGGUAAGAGCUGGUGCUGAUUUCAAUUUAUUUCGGUCUCUCAGCUGUCAGGCUUGUCAUUUUUAUGGAUCCACCGGGGAUGGAAAUAUUUUUCCAGUUAGUCCAAAACUUUAUGUCUCAAGUAAAAUAUCACAUCUCUUGGCCUGAUUAAAAUGCAGACUCAAAAUGCUGUGUGGACCACUCACAGUCUUAUAAAGAUGAAACACAAUGACUGUCUUGCUCCAAUAAGUUUUCCCGAAGCACCACCAUGAAUUUGACUUAUGUGGCUUUUAGGGGAAUGGCUGCGCAGCUCCCGGAUUGAUCACUGACACUGGACAAAUUUGGCAUACACAAACUGUUGCCUCAAGGACAAAACUCAAUCACUCUGGUGAUUCCUCGACUUUCUAAAACUUCUUUAUCUUUCACUGCAAGUUAAAGCCCAUAUCAAGAUGAUUUACAUGUGAUGUUAAACUGUGGAUGCUUGAACACCAAAUUUAGAUUCUCAGUGUUCUGAACCUGCUAAAUACCAGUGUGUUAGCCAUAGACUGUACGCAGUCUGCCUCCUCGCUAGGUGAAACCACUCCAAGAGCAGCACCCUCUGGUGACUGGCUGCAGUAUAGGUCAUAAAUCCCGCCUCCUCCAGCAAUCCCUAUGUAGUUGUGGACAAAUUUUAAAAAUUAAUUACACAGAAUAUAAUUUUUUCUCCCUCCUUCUUGUGAUGUUGACAUGUAGUUACAGUAAGACUGGUUUGUGCUCAAGUCCUCUUUUUUUCUGUGCAGCUCUGUUUUUAAAAGUUAUUAGGGGGUUCAUGUUUUCUAUGAUUGACACUUGAUACAGCCUAUUGGUGUACCAAGAUUGCGUAGCUCACCCAGAGGGAUACGCUGUUUGAGCAGAGCGUCAUCACAGCGACUCUCCCACCGAAUGUGUAAAACGUUACUGCUGGUUUCAGGAAAUGAAGAAAAAUUACGGAAACACUGAGAGCUUUUCGGCUUUAAAUCCGUAUACUGGCAGAAAGCGGAACCAAGUUGUCCAUAGUAUAUACACUUUAUGGUGUUAGCAUGUCAUACUUACCAUGCUAAUGAUUAGCUUGAAUCCUCGUAGCACUAAGUGAGCGUGUUUCCUCUCUAUGGCUGUCACAUUAUCAGAUCUUCAGGAUUUUAUGGCCUUAUAAUGUAACAAUUAUCACAAUAUUUACAGUAAAAUUUACAGUAAAACAGACACAACAGCCCUAACAGAGAAGAUAAAUAUAACAUCACACAGUUAAACAUGGAUAGACGACCAAUGACCAUAACUGGUAAGGUGUCCUUGAGUAAGGCACCAAACCCCCAAUGGCUCCCUCUCACUGUGACAUCUCUCUGUUGGUCCAUGUUCACAAUUCCAGCUUAUAUGUGUGCUGCAUGCUCAAUAACAGGGAGUAAAAACUGAAUCUCCCCUCAGGGGUUAAUAAAGUAUGACUUCUUCUUCUUCUCCUCUUUGUAAAUUUAAAUCUGUAGUCCUUGAGCUGGUAACAGAAUAACAGAAAUCUCCAUUAAAUUUAUAAGAUGUAAAUUUCAAAUGCAUAAAAAGGAACACAAAACACAAUUUGCAAUGUGUAGGUUAUCUUGCAACCAAAUGAGUAAGAUGAGCAUAAAAUCAAAAACGUACAGGGUUAUUCAUCGUCUUUAUCAAAUAAGAAAAUCUACAUAGAUCAGCAGGUUUAAGGAAGCUCAUCCAUACUGAGUGUGUUUAACCAUAUCAGAGGAGUGCAGUGUUCAUCUAUGCCUGUGUGUUUUCUUGAGGGCUUGAUAAUCCUAAUUUGCUCAGACUCCUCUGGCAAAGAAAAAUCUGAGGGUUAGAAAAAAAACAGAAAACUCACAUCUGCAUUUGAAAACACAGAGAAAGCCUCGGUGCUUUGAGGUCUCCAGUGGGAAAAACCCCCUAACCUUGGCAGUUUAAGAGCCAUGUAUACCACUCCAGUUACACCACAUGCACUCUUAAGGAAGGUGUCGUAACUGUUUUGAUUAUACAAAGAAAUAAUUUUGUGUUUCCGUUUCCAUGCUGAAGAGUUUAGCCACAACACAGCCUCUUGCACUUUCGGUGUCUUAGCUACAGGGGCAAACAUCUCUGCUUUCUCCCCCUCAGUGAAACCAGUGCUCAAGUCAAAAAAGGAGGAGAUACUGCCUCUCAGUUCGACCCUGGCUAAACGCCCGUCUGGCCCUCUGGAGGUGGGAACGCCCUUCUACCAGGAUGGUCAGCUUCAGGUCCGAGUCUACUGGAAGAACCGCGGAGGUAUGCACCCUACUGUACUGAUUUAUAGCUUUGUUAAAAUCGAAUUAGCACUCCAUUAUACCCAUCAAUCACUAUGACUCAUGCGCAGUUUAAUAAAGUGCUGUGACUGAUUCUUAGUUACUCAAACAUUGGAGGAAUCCUUUUUUAUAAAGUGCUAUCAGAUGGUAUAAAUAAAAAAUGAAACAGUGUGAGUAAUGGGAGUAAAAUGGGUAUAAACCUGCACAUGCUCUGGUGGAGCCACUGUGUAGAAGAAGAACAAUAAACACACAGAGCUAAAGCCCUGCAAUGAGAUUUAUUGACAGCUGUAUUUAAUAGAUCCUCGCCCGCGCAUUAGAGACCAAGCGGCCCAUUUUGUUUUACAAGACCUGAUGUCAUCAGGAACAAGAACCGGUCUUUGGUUGCUGCGCAGCGAGGGGUUAAAGCCUAUAAGGAAUGCCUGUCCCAGCGGCGUCCAUUCCCCAACCCCGCUCCUCUUAAUACCAGAGUGGAAAUAUGGAAACCUUGAAAGCCGUGCUCUCAGGGUAACCUGUCAAGUCCCAUUCACUGGUCUAUGUUAUGUUGCUAAUAUAUGUCAUCGCCUCAGCCAAACUCCACAUCUUAGAGUCAAGAAUGCAAACGCUGGCUGGAGGAGAGGCCUGGUGAGACACCAAAUGCUGAAUCAGAGUGAGACAGAAAAGAUAGAGUUGGCCCAGAGCUGUUAGCGGAGCUUGGCCUGCGCUCACAGAGCUGAGUGAUGCUGACGAGGAUCAAGAGCGGCUGGGGAAUGGCAGUGUUGCAGAGCGGAGUUAAUCCAGGUCCAGGUCUUGUUUGCAGCGCUGGUGUGUACGCGACUGCCACUCAUUAGUCAGCGGGAUGACCCUGACUUUGACUCCGCACAUGCAGAUGGCCAGGAGAGUUGGAGUCCCUGGACAUCUGUUUCUUGUGACAGACUAAAGGGACAGGUUAACUGAACCGUGAUUUAACUCUCGCUCAUUGUCUCUGUGAUCCAGAGCAGUCGGGCUCUGGGUUCUCUCCAGCAGACAAAAGAGAGCUGUACUGUACGGCAGCCCAGAUAAUAUAUCACUGUCUGUGGACAAUAGACAGCAGACGUCCGGCGGUGGCGGUACUUCUAAGGCUCGCUUCCAGCUACGAUUUAUCAAACACUGCUGAUGCUCUGUUCUCUACCUGAUUUCCAUGUCCUAUUUCAUGUUUUACAUACCGCUCCCCCUCUCUGACAGACCAGCCUCAGCAUAUCUUGUUUAUUUUUUCCCGCUUCCCUGCAAUUUCUCUCUUCUGCUUCCAAAGAGCUCAGGGGCUCCGAGUUGCCAGAUCUGUGUCUAAGCCUUCAAAGGACCCCUUUUAUCUCCCCACUACAACCCAGGCCCCCGCCGAGGGGCCAACAUAGCAUAACUCAAUUAUUAAUUGGAGAAGUAUUCCACAUAUCCGAGCGACACAGAUGAAUGAAUUAUAAAUUUUGCAACAUAACAUGAAGGCGAUGGGCAGAUAAACACUACUGAUGAGCUCAGGAGGGGCUACUGUACAGUAAUGAAGAGAGAGUUGCAGCUGGAGUCGGAGGCUGAGAGGGCGAGUGUGUCCCAGCAUGACCAGGGCUGCUGCUCUGCUGAUGAGAAUGCAAAUCCUUAAAGUUGAAGCAGAAGAGUUUGGGGAAGGAACAGAGCCUUCAGCGCACAAACGGAAAGGUCUAAGAAAGCAGAGAAGCAUUUUUAAUAAACUAAUGCAAAGAUAAAGGAGGAAGUGCUUUCAAGUUUCCUCUUAUUUUCAGAGAUGCAAGUUUUCCUGAUUAUCAAUAAUGGAGAUAGCGAUAUCUGAUCUCUGAUAGGGAGUGUUGUAAUUUAGGAGAUACUCAUCAGUUAAUUAUUUCAGGCUGUCAGAUCGUCUUUUUAUGUCUGGCAAGAGUUCAGUGGGUCUGUUGGUGAAACAUAACUCUCAGUACAGUUAGUACAGUACGCUACAGUUUUAAUGUGUGUAAAGCUCUAACAAAACUCUGCAACUGCACAUUUUACACUGAUCCCACAACAGCCUGUUGAUGGUGUCACAGUACUAUAGUGUUGGGACAUUCUGUACAUACACUCUGGGCUCCAUUCAGAUGAGUGGAGGUAGUUCCUUUUUGAUUAAUGACAUUAUGUGACCAGUAGAUUUAGUUGAGGCUUUUGUCCAACAUAGCGUUGACUCAGUGAGAGCUCUCUGAAGCCCGUUGUCCUCUAAAAGACUAAUCAUCAUUGAUCAGGAGGAGCUCAGGGUUUAAGCUAACAACCAGUGCAAACAAACUGAUGACAUGCUUUUUUAUAAGAGCUACAGGUAACUUACAAGUUACUUUUUAAAUUAUGAUUUCACUACUAAAACCUAUGAUGCUCUGUAUAUACUGGGUUGUUCUGAUAAAAGGUUGAAUAAAUAACUUGGAAUUGCCUCCACCUUGUUUCUUUAUUUUUUUUUUCUCUUUAAUAUAAUUUUUUUAUUGAGUUUCAUGCUUCCACCACAGGAUACAUGACAUUUUUCCAAACAGUGUGAUAGCGUAACGUAACGUAACGUAACGUAACGUAACGUAACGUAACGUAACGUAACGUUACGUAACGUAAUGUAACGUAACGUAAUGUAACGUAACGUAACGUAACGUAAUGUAACAUAAUUUAUCAUAAUUUAUCAUAAUUUACAUUCUUGUUUGGUGGUGCCGGAAUAACAUGAAACCCUUAACAUGUGUCCAUCUUGUUUCAAGUCAGCCUUAAUAUAUCCAGCAAGCGAAAAUUAUGUAUUGAUCAAAUAAUGGGGAAAAAAAAAACCUUAAUUGGCGCCUACUCUUUCUGUCUGUCAUGUGUCAACAACUAUUUUUCGGGACUUAAAUGUUGAAAGAAAGAAAUGUUUUCUGAGAAUUCAGCCUAGUCAAAAGAUCAGAUCAAUGUCACGUGAAAAAAUUAAUCAAAUUUUAGCGGAACCUGCUUUGUCCACAGAGGGCGCCAAAGUCAACACAAAUCAAAAGUCCCAUACAGGAGCUUUAAGUGUUUGAAUUCAGGACUUAGACUUGCUGUGGGUUUUGGUAUUGUUUUAAAAAACAUAACAAAAGUCAGAGAUUUUCUUGUGAUCAGAGUUGUUUCUUUGCUGUAUUGUGAGGUUUCUCUUCUCUUUUCUAUUUCAGACCCCGCUGUGAGCCGCUACCAUGUUCAAUGGGUGCCUGAGUACUGCAGCCACAACGAGACCCGAGGACCAGAGAAAUCAGUCACGCAGGUAAAGUCUUAAAACAGCUGCUUCACACUGCCUCCUAUUGAGAGUCUGAUCACAGAGGGAGUGAAAAGGAGAGAGCUACGGCUUGAUCAGCAGCUCUGUCCUAUGCAAAGCACGUGCCUAACCUUUUGUCUGAUGCCCAGAAAGGACAGCUCUAAAGAAAACAGCUCUACUAAGUAAGCCCUGUAAGCGCCUGACUCGCUCUGAAAUCACUGGCUGUUGUUUUGAAUAUUAUGAGUCAGUCGUGUGGUCAGCCAUGUGGUGUGUUGGCCAAUAAAACGCAUUUACUUAAACAAUGUUUCCCGGAAUCCGGGUUCAGUCACCUCCAACGGCCCCGGCACUGCUCCUGCAUGGGGCUUUCUUUUGAGGGAGCAGUCGAAGUCUGUGUAGGGGAUGGGAGAGUCUGGCAGUGGUGUUGUUGGUGGGGGGUUCAGGCUGAUGCAGCAUGGCAGAGGCCUGGCAAUCAACACAUUCUUUGGGGAGCAGCGCUCUGGUUGCUAGGAAAUAUACAUCCUUUUUCUAUAGAUCACUGGGAUGGAUUCCAGGCCUGCGCUUUCAUGUGAGCACAGCGCCUCAUUCACUUUUAAUCAAAGCUGUUUCAUAUCAGUGAGAAUAUACGCACACCCUCUCUCAGGGGACGGCCUAUUAAUGUAGAAGCUCUUUAUUACAAAUGCAAGAUCUACAUCCACCAGUCAGCUGGAUCCUUUUUUGUUUUCUCAAGGAGCGACGAGAAAGGCAUUUUAUGAGAGGAUCAAUAGAUGAUUAAAGUCUGAAAUGAGUGAAAAGUGUAGCGCAGAAUUAAUCAACAUGGAUUCUCCUUUUAAAUAACAUAUUCAUUCAAUCUGGCGACUGCUUUGUAAUUAAAUUCUUCUUGUCUUUAUGCUACAUAUGGAAGCUGUAUAAAAAUCAUUUAUAUCAUGAGUUAAAUAGAAGAUAAGUGGUCUAACCCCCACCAUGUGAGUGUUCAGUGUCCUGUAAUGUGGGGCAUGUUCAGAGAAAAGUAAUCCGCUCCGUCGCUGUGUAUUUAAUUAUCUCUGAAGCUCCAUGGGACCUGACCUGGGUGACAUGUCAAAGUCAUCAUGGCUGAAUAAUGUGUUUCUUGGCUCAGGAGAACUACAUCAACCUCCCCGGCCUGCUGUUCUCCUGCAAGUACAAAGUCACUGUGCACAUGCUGAAGUCUAAGAGACGCUCCAAGGACGAGAGCACCACCUUCCUCACCCCAUCCUGUGCCACCAUCCGGAGCAAGACUCACAAACACAUCCCCUGCCCCGGGGAGGGGGGUGAGUAUUGAGCUGUUGGAUCCGUAUUAGUGCAGACACAGUAAUCAGACACUGCAGCGUAUUAUUACCAUCAUGAUGGAGAAAAUCAAUGCACUCUCACAGAGAGAGAGCCAGAGAGAGAUUUACAUUCCAGGAUGCAGAAUAAUUUGCUUUCUCGCAAUGAGUUGAAUAAAAUAUAAAUAAAACUUUCAUGCCUCUGCAUCCAGCAGCUGAUUAGUUAAGAUCAGCAUAAUGAUGGUAAACAGGGGUACUCUGUCCUCAGCUCCAAAAACUCACCAGAUUGCAAAAAAUAUUUUAUUUUCUUUGUAAACAACACAUUUCAAAACAAUUGCAAAGUUUCAGCAAUAAAAAGUCCCUCUAUAUGCCCAAAGACUGUUAUUUAACGACUUUUUGUUCAAAUUAUGUCAAACUGACUGCAUGUGACGGGGUUUCAGUCAUCUCGCAGGAUUCUCAUUUGCAUAAUCACCGUUCACUAUCCGUCUCAUUCCCCAGGCACCAACUUCAGACAUAAACAAGUUGGCAGAAAAUGAUGAUUGAAAUAUGAUUGUAUUGAUUUAAAUGAUGAUAAUUUAAGUCUACAGCUUAAAAAAACACUCCCUCUUCACUCUGAUACCACAGUCUGUGACAUGUUUAUGACAGCAGGUUCAGGUCAGCUGUCUUGUGGUGUGAAUUAACAUCUAAUGUCCAAAUCAGUUCAUGAUCAAUUUCAAACCUUUUCAAUUUCCAUCGGUAGAAAUAUCAGACAAGAUGAACAGGUCCCCCAUUUAUUUUGACAUUUCUGUCCUCAUUCAGCUCUCCUUGGGGCUUUAAAAUGGACAAAUCUUUAAACAUAAAUAAAGCAAAUGUCUCUUGUUUUUACUCUGCUGCUAAAACCACUUCCUCUUGUGGCUUUGCGGAUUGAUUUGUAGAUACACUCUUUCUGCAGUAAGCCACUCUAAGCAGGUGCUUACCUGACCCCAGCGGUGCAGUUUCAGUUCAAACAUGCGUGUUGUAUUAAUCUUCUCCACUCAUUCUUGGCAGAGCAGUUGCACUACUUUUUCAAUGUCAACCCUCAUCUGAAACAACAUUUCUCCUGACAGCGCCUGCACUUCCAAAGGUUUUGGCUAAACCGGAGAACCUGACGGCCUCCUUUGCCAUAAACGAAGGAAACAUCACUGGCAACUUCUUGUGGCGUGUGUCCAGGGUAGCUCCGCAUCAGCGAAUCACAGGCUUCCAGGUCACCUGGGCUGAGAUCACCACUGAAAGCCGACAAAACAGCCUCCCAAACAGCAUCAUCUCCCAGUCCCAGAUCCUGCCUCCAGUAAGUUUGUUUCCAUUAGAGCAGGAUUGAUGUCUUUUCUCUGCUAACUCCUGCAAAACCCACGGAGUAAAGACAUUUUUCAAACGCUGUAGAUGAAUAUUUCCAUUCACCAAAGGGACCAGGCUCUGUUAUAUAUCAUCAAUAAAUUGUCCCUCUCAGUAGGAAAGUAUGUUCUGUCUUCACAUUUCAUUUCUCAGCACCUGUCAGAGGUGAGGGUGAUGCGAGGAUAAGAUUGUUGUGGUCUCUUUGCAUGAAUCCUGUGAUAGGCAGCCUUGCGCGGACAGGCACAGGGAGAGAUUUGAGGAAGUGUUGUGUCCUGCUGGAAGUUCUCCUCCUCUACCUUUUCAUCUGCUUUUACAUCUCCCUCUUUCAUCCUCACUAAGAGCUCUGAAAACAGCCGCUCUUUGACAUAAUCUACUCCAUCAACAACACGUUCCGCCUAUCUGCACCUCCCAGCCUCUGGAGCUUGUCUAUAAAUAAAACCACCCACUGCACACUUUAUCAAGCUGGCAGCGAGAAAGAGAGACAGUGAGCCUUAUGAAAACAAAGUCUUUGUUUUUGUCUGCGGCUUGUGCAAAGACAGCUUCGCAGCUGACACUCCCUGGUUUACAGUCUGUUUGAAUUCAAGUCACGUCAUAUUCAAACGCACAUUCUGCUGUAUUUCCACUGAUUGCGUGUCUCCUUCCUCACUUGGCAGGAUCAUAACUUGCUUGUAGUGUCCAAUCUGCGGCCGUCCACCUACUACAGACUGGAAGUGCAGGUCAUAACAACUGGAGGAGAAGGUCCCGCCACUGUCAAGACCUUCCAGACCCCAAACAUAUUACCAGUCAUUCAACACCGUAAGUGUUCAGUCAAUGUGUUUGAUGCUUUUUUCCACUGACACAUUUUAUAUCAAUCAUGUUAAAGCUCUCAUUUCAGAACACUGACACCAGCCAGCAUACAAACUCUUUUAUUUUAAUAGUGAUAGGUAAAGGUAAAAUAAAGUGAAAACUCUAAAAACAAUGUUGCAGAAACUUAAAAAAAAAGGUUUUGCCUCGCAAGUUUAUUUGUGGGAAAAUCUCAAAAAUAAUUAGAGUCAUUUGCAACAAGCUUGUGACAUGACAGGGUUUAAAAAAAGUCAUUCCAGAGAGGACGAGUCUCUCAAAAGUAAAGGCAGGGAGAGAUUUGCCACUUUGUGAGAAACUGCAUGAGCACAUAGUUCAACAACAUCAUCUUAAUGUACCUCAAGGUAAAAAUGGCAAGAAUUUGGGGAUCUCAUUAUCUGCCGUGCUUAAUUUUGUUUAAUCAUUCAGAGAGCCCAGAGUAAUCUUGACACAAACGCAAUUGGCCAGUAAUUGAUGGCCACGAUUUUCAGGCAGCACUGCAUAGAAAACAGACAUGGCUCUGUAGUGGAAAUCACUGCAUGAGCUCAACACCAUUUGUCACUGUAUCCACAAAUGCAGGUUUAAACUGUUUAAUGCAAAAAGAAAACCAUUUAUAAACAUGAUCCAGAGAUUCUGGGCAACUUUUUUUUUAAUCAGUUUGUUUAUCAUGUUGAUGUGAAAUAAGAUUUAUUAUGUACAUAUUUUUCUUAAAGCUUCUAUGAGGAGUUUUUUGGUGUUGAUAAAACAAACUGAAAUUGACAUUGUUGCUUCUUUUCAUGAUACACAAAGAAAACAGGACCAUCAGUGACAAGAUUAAAGAUUUUUAUAUUGUCAUUUUUAAUGCCUGAAAUUGGUGUAAGGCGGGGUAAGUGACAGUGCUGUUUAUAACGUAGAUGUAUAAGAGGUUAAUCAAGGUACUAAAUCCACAGAGACUUAAAGCUUUCCCCUCUCUUUACGCUAACUUGUUGUAGUUUUCUGUUAAAUACUGUUUUGGUCUCACAUUGUUUGCAGUCGUGUCUCCCAAACAGCAAAAGACUCAGAUGUUUAUCAUUAACUGGUGAGCAGCAACAAAAGGAAAGUACACAUUGAUUUUGUUUAGCGUUUUGAUCAACAGUUUGCAAAAACACUUCAGAUAAAUGUUUCCUUGAAUCAACUGGAAAGAGGCAGCUGCUUUCUUGCAGGUUCACCAUAUUGACUUUUUUAAGGGGAUAAUAUUUCAGGUUUUGUUUACAGCUUGUUUCAGCUGCCCUCCGGUUACUCAAUUGUCAGGAAAAAAUUAUUAUUGUUCUCCCACCAAAUUGUUGGUCUAAGGCAGCAAGUUUUUACAGAAAAGACACCUUAUGGUGUUUAGCACAGCAAAAACAGAGGAUGUAAAAAGUAUUUAUGGACUGGUUGAGAAGUUAAACACUACUUUUUAUGAAACAACAAAAGCUCUGAUUUAAGAAAGUUGUUUAUCAUCUGGUUGUUCUCUGUUUGUGCUAUCUAGGGCCCAGACUCCGGCAGCACCACUCUCACCACCAGAAACCUUCAGUAGAGAGGCACUGAGCUGCUGCAUGUGGAGGAAAAGCCCCAAUAGGGAGAAGAACCAGUGGCUCUCUGCUCCUGUCUGUCAGGGAAGGAAUGUGUGGAACCAAACAGAAACACAGCGCACCAGACCAUGAACUGACCCCCUCUGUUGUCAAAUCUGGGUCCAUCCUCUCCAGGCUCCACAACACAUCAGCUAUUCCUCCUGAACCCUCUCUGUUGACUGCUGCGUGUCACCUGACGGGUUGCUCUCUGUACAGUGACAUUUCUACUGCGAGGUCUCAUAUUUCUGCGUCGGUUAGUCGUUCACAACUCUCCAACACAUCCCCAACUUACCAGGAAGGUAUGCCAUGCAAAAAAAAGGUAAAGUAAACUUGCUGAUCACAUUUUAAAAUUUCAAUUCGAUCAUUAAGAGAAAAACAGAAACAUUUGGAAGAUGGCGAAACAUGGAUGCGAGCAAAUGCAAGACGUGUAAAACCAUUGUUUAUUCAUGAAGAAAUAAGAGUAGAAAAUCCUCUAUUUAUUUUGUGUUACCCAUUAAAAAGGCGCUUAGGCACAGUCAGUACUGAUGGAUAAUGUAACUAAAGUCAUUGUUGUCUAACCCAGAAUAUUUCGCAUAGUAUGUUGCAUGUAGUACAUUUGAUUUUUGACCUGUAAAUGAAUUACUUGCUUCAAAUUGAAAGCUUGUAAUGGUUUUGCAUGACAAGCAUUAGCAUUCUGUUGGCAUGAAAUACUGUCUGUGUUACCUCUUUUCACUAUGUUAGCAAUAUUUCAUUAACAGAUUAACAAAGAACUAUAUUGGGAGUCAUAUGUAAUGUUUAUUAAUGAAAUUAUAACUUGUGUGGAAAUGAUGAAUUGUACAUGUUCUUGGCUGUAGAAAUAUUUGUCGUGGAACAGUCAGUGAAUGUCUAUAUUUAUUUAUGUGUGUAUUACAAAGUUUGGUUUGGAUGUGUGUGAAUGUGUAUGUUUUUGUGUGUUUUAGUCUCAAGUUUUUGAAACCGGCAAAAAAUCUUGUAAAGACAUUUUGUAAAAAUGGAAUUGUAAAUACAGUCUUAUGUUACAUGUUAUUUUUCCAUGGUAGAAACUGUACAAAAUGCGAAGUAAUAAAAUAAUCCUUAACCAGUU